AUGGGAGGUGAAGAAGUCUACUCCCUUUCUCCUCAGUAUGUGAAUGUACAAUCUACACUUUCAUAAAAAUAGAGGAAGAAGAAGAAGAAGAAGAAGAAGAAGAAGAAGAAGAAGAGGAGGAGGAGGAGGAGGAGGAGGAGGAGGAGUUUGGAUUUGAUAUCCCGCCUUUCACUCCCCUUCAGGAGUCUCAAAGCGGCUAACGUUCUCCUUUCUCUUCCUCCCCCACAACAAACACUCUGUGAGGUGAGUGGGGCUGAGAGACUUCAGAGAAGUGUGACUAGCCCAAGGUCACCCAGCAGCUGCAUGUGGAGGAGUGGAGACACGAACCUGGUUCACCAGAUUACGAGUCUACCUCCCUUAACCACUACACCACACUGGCUCUCAAGAGAGCAGGACCCAAGGUUCAGACAUCACCGAAAUCUGAGGGUAAACCAAUUCUGCGAGGUAGUAAGCUGCCACCACUCCUGACGUCUGUCCGCCCAUCCUGAGGUCUCAGGUCAAAGUCUAGACAUCUCUAAGAUCCCAAUGAACAACAGCUAAAGUUGCACUCUCUGCUUUCAGGGGGCGUUCAAAUUACACGGCAGAUGUGACCAAAGAGAUUGAAGACACCGGUUUAGAAUCAAGGCUUAACCCAAACAAGUCCACCAAAACGAAGAGGUAGAUAUUACAUUACUGUAAUAAACCCGUUGUCUUCUGCAUUUUCCCCUGCCCCCUACCUCCCAGUUCAAAGGCCGAGAGGAAAAGUUGAGCAAUGUAUGCCUAAGUACACAUGGGAGGCUGAAAAGCUUCCUUGAUUUAUGGAUGCCCAGGCGACAGGUUCUUUAAAAACCCUGCUCUAAGCAUUCCUGCCCUCUCAGAAAGCAGAAUCACCAAUCAAUCUCAUUUUGCCCUGGCAAUCAACUGUAAUUAUUCAUCUUCUCCAGCCAGGAAGAUCACCUCUCCUUCUAUUUCAGGGAUUUGGUCUAUGGUUCUUCAGGCGCUGUUGGACUACAAAUCCCAUCAGCCCCAGCAAGCAUGGCCGAUGACCAGAGAUGAUGGGAGCCAUAGUUUGGCAACAUCUGGAGGGCCGCAGUCUCCUUAACCUUGCUGUUCACCCAAACCUAGCUUCCAACCUCAAGAACUGUGCACAGAGCACCAUCUAGUGGCAAAGUCUUGUGAAUGCCUCCAUUUCUCCAAACUCUAUUAAAUGAAUUUGACUUUUCUUUUUUUAAGCCAUCAUUUCAAAGACAAAACUUUGCUUUGUUGACUUCUGUAUGGCCAGUACAGGUUAGGAACACAGGUAAAAACCUUUCUCCUGUAGAAAUGACACCAAAUUUGCUUGUUACUCACAUUGUACACCUUUUAUCACUGCAAUUUAACUGGCCCUCUCUUUUUAUUGUAUAUGCUGCGGUUUCAUAAAAAAUAAAAUAAAAUGCUUAUAUUUAUCUCCUGCCUUUUUCCCCACUAGAGAACCUAAGCCUUGCAGUGGUUCUCAACCUGUGGGUCCCCAGAUGUUGUUGGACUACAACUUCCAUCAUCUCUGAGCUCUGGCCUUGCUAGCUAGGGGUGAUGGGAGUUGUAGUUCAACAUCUGGGGACCCACAGGUUGUGAAAGGCUGAAAGGCAUGAUGCCAGAAUGCAUGUGGUUCCUAGGCAGUAUCCCAUCCAGACACUGACCAGCCCCAGCCUCAUGGGUCUUCAAACCAUACUCUGUGGGUUUUUUAAAAUAAAAAACAGAGAGUUUAUUUUUUCCCCCAUUGCUAUUAACUACUGUUGGAAAGGGGCAGCACUGAAAUACAAAUGUUUCUUUAUUUAUGGCACUGAUUUUAGCAUUUGCAUUGCCUGUUAUUCCAUGCUUAGGUGCUUAACUGGAUAGAACUCUUUAGAUCAAAUCUUCCACUCCUUAUUUGAGGGUUGAGCUAUAGUCUUACUGCAGAAAGCUGCCACAUUAGCCUGCCCAAGGAAAAGGUGAAAUACAAUCGAUCAGCAGCUGCUAGGAGGACCCAGAGUCAUUAUGGUUCUGGGAACACAAAGGAUGAAGUCAGCAUUCUGGGAAAGUGCUAAUGAACCAAAAAGCACAGAGAACCUUCUGAGUAAUCACCAAACAAAUGUAAAGAGACCUACAUACUAAAGAGACAUGUGCAGGAUCUGCCUAAGGUGGAGCUCCUGCGGAAAGGGAAGUGCUUAAUGGGAUAAGGAGUCCUCUUCCAGAGUUUCUCAUUUAUUGCCUCUAAUGAGAAAUCAGGCUGAGUCAUCUUUUCUUUUUCCUGCCAGCUUUCUUUCUGAUGGGAAGUGGGCAGUUGCCCCUGGAGACUGUCCAGGAUGCUACCAGUCAAGUGUUUCAGGUGGAGAGGCUGCUUUUAGCGGACACAUCUCUGGGUUUGUGGUGGCAGCACAGCAAAAUGGUGAGAAGGGUGGGCGAGCAUGCAUUCGCACGCCUGCACACACAAGCCCUGUGUUAUGUACUGAAGUUCUCACCCUGGGCCAGCAGGGGGAUACUGUAGAUAGUUAUGCAAAUAAGGGAUCGAAAGUGACGUUCAGUGAUUGGAUAGUUUUAGAAAAUUGUUACAGUUACGUUGUACUGGAGCUCUAUAUAAGCAAGCUGACUGAACCCUUCAGUUCAGUUCUGUUCUGGCCUGUGAAUAAACAAGAGCUGUUUGAAGAAUCACUGUGUCGUCUGAUAUGUUCACCCACAACUUAACACCCCGAACCCGAAUCCCAUUGCAUCAAAAUCCUGAAGACCGGAACGUGUGAAUUAAGGGUACAAUCCUUUGGAGACAUCUGGGAAUAAGUCUCAAACUCAGGGGGAUCUGCUUCUGAAUAAAUAUGCAUUUGAGCAGGGGGCAUUAAGAUAAAAUUGUGACCUUCUCCCCCACUUUCCUAAGAAUAGACCUACAUUUAAAAACUACAAUAGCCACCCCAUGGGCUGGGCAAUAUCUGGUUUUCCACAUCACAAUAUAUCACCAGCUAAACAUCAUGAUAAGGGAUGCGGGUGGAGCUGUGGGUUAAACCACAGAGCCUAAGACUUGCCGAUCAGAAGGUCGGCAAUUCGAAUCCCCAUGACAGGGUGAGCUCCCGUUCCUCGGUCCCUGCUCCUGCCAACCUAGCAGUUCAAAAGCACGACAAAGUGCAAGUAGAUAAAUAGGUACCGCUCCGGCGGGAAGGUAAACGGCGUUUUCGUGCGCUGCUCUGGUUCGCCAGAAGCGGCUUAGUCAUGCUGGCCACAUGACCUGGAAGCUGUACGCCGGUUCCCUCAGCCAAUAAAGCGAGAUGAGCGCCGCAACCCCAGAGUCGGCCAUGACUGGACCUAAUGGUCAGGGGUCCCUUUAUCUUUACCUUUAAACAUCAUGAUAUACUGUUAUAUCAUGAUGCCUGAAAUAAGGAUGGAACUAUGUACAGUGGUACCUCCGGUUGUGAAAGGGAUCCGUUCUGGAGCUCUGGAUGCAUCCUGAAGUGUCCGCAACCAGAGGCGCCUGUUCUGCACAUGCGUGCGACGCCGUAGAGGACUUCUGUGCAUGCGUGAGACGCACAGAGCGCUUCCGGGUUUGCCACGUUCGCAACCCAAAGUUUACAUAUCCAAAGGGAUAUGUAAGCAGAGGUACGACUGUAGAGGCAUUAGCUGGCUUCAUGGUUUUCCUGACAUCGUGAUUUUGCUGGUGCUUGCUCUUGUGAUUCGCUGACCCCUGCAUGAGGCAGGGGAGAGAUGAGCUGGCAGAGGUCACAGGGGCUGCAGGAAUCGAGAGAACCAUUGGCUGGCUUCACAGUUUCCCCCACAUUGUGAUUUUUGCAUGGCACACACACAGAGAAUGAUUCAUGAUACAGUUUAAGUAUAGCAUAGCAAUGAUUUAAAUAAAUAAACAUAAGCAUAAGCAUAAAAAUGCAAACACAACAAUCAAAAGGAAAAAAGAAAAGAAAAGACAAUCUACAAUCUACUCAGAAUUUGAAAUUUAAAGUUGCUAGAUCUGUUUGGUGACUUUCCCCCAUUCGGCAUUCUAGGAAAAUGGAAAGUGGGGUAGAGAAAAGGGCCAUGAAGAGGAUUAAGACUGAAUUAACUGAGCAAUGCCAACAGCAAAGACUUCUGUAUUAGAAGAGCAGCUCACACAUCUAUACCUAUCACAUGUCUAUACCUUGGAAAUAGCUGUAGCUCUAUGGUAUUUCCACGCCAAAGGUCCGAGGCUCAAUCAUUGAUGGUUCCAAGUACAGCUGGGAAAGGUUCCCAUCUAAAAUCCUGGAGAGCCUCUUCCAGUCAGUGGUGGCAAUAAUGAUCUAGAUGGAACAAUAGUCUGACCCGUUAUGGCAGCUUUCUCUGGACUCAGCUACAUUAGUAAGGAAAAUGCAUUUUGAAUGCAUUAUAAACAUGCAACACCAGAUGGCGCCAGAGAAUCAAAAGAAAUCCGACAUGAUUUUCCACAGUGUUUUUUCCUUUUGUUUUAACCAUUUAAUUUCUGACUUAUUUAUAGUGCCCAUCCCCCUGUGUGUAGAUUCCCCCAGAGAUUCCUAUGUAGUGGAGCACUUAUUUUUAACCUUAGCAUCGUAGAGUUGGAAGGGACCAUCAAGACCUCACAAUGCAGGAAUCUUUUGCCCAAUGUGUGGCUCAAACCCAUGACCCUGAGAUUAAGAGUCUCAUGCUCUACCAUCUGAGCUUUAAAACACAGUAAUAUCCCACUUUUCCGGUGUGUAUAAGCAGCCCAAAGCAGCUUACAACUAAAAAAGAGUUAGGCAUAGCAAUUUUUGAAAACAAAUAACAAUAGCACAGCAGGAAUAACCAUUUUUUAAAAAAAUGAAGGGAAAGACCAAAAGAUAAAUCAAUCGUUAUACAAGUCAUAAGCCUGCUGAAAUAAAGAAAAAGCUUUUCGGGGUCACAUCUGCAAAAUAAAGCAAAUAAAAAUGCAAUCCGCUUUCCCUGGACUGAACAGCCCCUCAACUCACUAGGCUCUCAGAGGAUUCUUACUUGAGUUGCAGCUUUUUGUUUGCCUUUCUGCUUAUCGUGUUGUGCACGCUCUUGAAAUGAAUGAGAUUCUGGAUGUCCACCUGCUGAUAUAAAUGUCCCAUGUCAAUCAUGAGCACUGUCCAGGAGGCCACAGGAAGAAAUGACUACCCUAGGCGGGGCUGUGGCUUUUCUCACUACUGCAAUGCCAAGUUUUGUGCCUUGAUAUUUGCAAGCUGGUUAACCCUAUGCUCCCCAAUGAACAAACAGGUAAGAUAUGCAUCUUGCAUAUAAUAUGCAACAGCCCAUGCAAAGGGUUCUUUUAAAGAAAGCCUGGGAAGAAAUGUCUUCCCAUACGGUAGUACCUCGGGUUAAGUACUUAAUUCGUUCCGGAGGUCCGUACUUAACCUGAAACUGUUCUUAACCUGAAGCACCAUUUUAGCUAACGGGGCCUCCCGCUGCUGCUGCGCUGCCGGAGCGCAAUUUCUGUUCUCAUCCUGAAGCAAAGUUCUUAACCUGAGGUAAUAUUUCUGGAUUAGCGGAGUCUGUUACCUGAAGCGUAUGUAACCUGAAGCGUAUGUAACCCGAGGUACCACUGUACUAGCAAAAUGUGCAAUGGUCCAUAAUAAUGGUCCUAGGUCCAAUUUCCUGGCAUUUUCAGUUCAAAGAAUCAGGGAGCAGGUGAUGGGAAAGAUCUGAGCCUGAAGCCAGGGAUAGCUGCUGUAAUGAUUUCUGGCAGGCAAGCAAGCCCACUAAGAAGUAAGGACUCUUCAGCAGUUUUAUGUAUGUUUGUUUACAAAAAGACACAUCCAGAGCAUGGCUUCUCGCCUGCUCGAAUUUACGAUAAUUGGUCGGUCUGACUUUUUGUCCCUCCCACAGCAGGAAGGAUGCCAAACUCCUCCCUUUCCCCUCUUGCCCUUCCGUUGCCAUCUGAUCUUAUCCAGACACCUACAAUAGGGACUGAGAGGCUGACCUCCCCCCUCCCCACUUUCACUUGACACAGACUCAGACCUCUGCUUAUCUGCUGAUUGCCUAGCAACGCUCUGGCUGCCUUCCAACUCUUCCUCUUCUUGAGAGCUAACAGAGUUUUCCCUGGGAAGGGAGGUUGAACUGCUCUUUUUUGACUCUGUCAGCCAGGUUUCAUCUGCAGAGGCAAUCUUACCUAAUUCCAGGCAUGCCAACUUGAAUAAAAUAUGGGGGUGGGGGCAGGUAAGCCCCACCCUGUAUAAUUGAUUACAUGAUGUAGCGCAUACACACCAUUUGAAUGGCGAUGCCCAUCAACUUUAGGGGUGGGGGUGGCGGCAGUGGCCCUCUCAAAUAUUUUAUUGAGAGAGCUGAAGGGACCUCGGUCUCUAGGAGUUGGCUCCUAUGCCUAAUCCAUAUUUUCUGAAACCAUAUGAAAUCCACUAUCUUUUGAAAUUUGAACACCUUCCAAUUUUCCAGUGCAACUCUCCAGCCACAUAUUGCAAUGUGUACAAAAAUGCAUAUACUGGGGUGAAGUGUGCCUAGAAAUGCAUAUAUUAGUCAAAAUAACAUACAAAAUGCAUUAUAUGGGGGAAAAUGGCUUCUCAGAUUUGUGUGUAUUAGGGGAAAUGCAUACUACAUGCGUAUAUUAGGGUAAAGCCACACUAAGCUGCUGCUGAAUUUUCAUAAGCACUUUUUUUUUUUUAAGGGAAAGUGAUGUGGAACUCUGAAGACUGGAAAAAUGAAAAAGAGAAAGAAGCCAAAAUUGACACAUUUGGUAAUUCCUACUGAAGACAUCCUCUGCUCAUUAAGCAGAAUCUUUGGUAUAAAAUAUGUAUAACAACUGGUUUUUGGAUCUAGUUCUUUAAAAUAUUCCUCAGUGGCUUUCUGCUAUUAGAUCCAACUGCUUUUAAGUGGAAGUCUGUCUCUGUGACUUGAAGAGUAGCUUCUUUUGCAAGUUUUGCAGAUUUAACCCACUGGGAAUUUCUGCACAACACACAGGAUAAUUUGGAGAUAAUUUGCUGUGAUUUGGGCAUCACAUUUUUUAUUCUUUAUGAUGCAGAUACAUAUCAUAUAGUGCCUUUCAUUUUUUAAAAACGUCAUCAGAUUAUGUAAAUGUUAAGUUUUAUUUGUUUUUAUUUUCCCUUGGAAAUGUACAGUGGCAGUUUGGGUUGACAGUCACAUUUACUGCUCUAAAUUGUCAUAGCAGGUUGACUCCACAAUAAAGUUUUGUUUGACUAAUACACAUAGCAAGUGCCUCAGAUAGAAGCUCAUCAUGUGCCUGGGAAACUGGAACACAAACAUAUGUGGGAAACUAACAGUGCUUUUUUUUCUUUAAAAAAAUAAAUGUUUAGGGGUAUUCUCAUUUUCCUACUCAUAUUGAAAUACUGCCCCUCAACGAGGCCAAACUUAGAUUCACAAAAUGUUUAGGGGUAAGCGUUCCCUUGCGUCCCCCCAGAAAAAAAUCACUGGACACUAAUAAUUUCAAAGAACACAGUUUAGAGCCAAAUGCAGAACACGCUCUGGUGUGCUCCAACUAUCUUUUCUGAAUUUUAUUCUGUUUCUCUAUUCCUUGAGACACAUUGCCAUCUAGUGGCAAUCACUGGUUGUUUUUUUGCACAAUAGUGUGAGAGAGUAGGCAAGUAAAUACAGUGGUCCCUCAGGUUAAGUACUUAAUUUGUUCCGGAGGUCCGUUCUUAAACUGAAAUUGUUCUUAACCUGAAGCACCACUUUAGCUAAUGGGGCCUCCUACUGCUGCUGCACCGCAGCUGCAUGAUUUCUGUUCUCAUUCUGAAGCAAAGUUGUUAACCCGAGGUACUAUUUCUGGGUUAGUGGAGUCUGUAACCUGAAGUGUAUGUAACCUGAAGCAUAUGUAACCUGAGGUACCACAGUAUUUGAAUUUCCAUGGCAAAACUAACCACCUUUCCAUCACUAUGAGUGGUCCCUGCUGUCACAAUUUAUAGUGUGGGCUGAUGCUACAAUCAUCAUACGUUACAGAAAAGUAAGCCCCACUGAAUUGUAUAGGGAUUGCUGCCUUAUAAGGUUGUACACAGGACUGCAGCUUGAAUUGCUUAGUCUUAAGGUGCCACGAAAGACUGUAAACAAAGGCUCCAUGAAUUUCCAGAGCUUUGGGAAAAGAUUAUUUUCUUCCCACAGCUUCCCUUCUGUGUCUUGUUUGCAGAAUGUGGAAUAAGGUGAAGGAAUCUAUCUCCAGUCUGACUGUCCCCAAUUCUGAUGGGUGGUGUGAAUUGCAGUAUAAAAUUGGUGGGCAAGGAAAUUAUUUCUUUGUUUGAAAUAUUAUUAUUAUUAUUAUUAUUAUUAUUAUUAUUAACAUUAUUUAUAGCCUGCUCUUCACUGAAUAUUUUCAAUCUCAGAGCAGGGAACGUAAAGGUAAAGGUAAAGGUACCCCUGAACAUUAGGUCCAGUCAUGGCCGACUCUGGGGUUGCGGCGCUCAUCUCGCUUUAUUGGCUGAGGGAACCGGCGUACAGCUUCCAGGUCAUGUGGCCAGCAUGACUAAGCCGCUUCUGGCGAACCAGAGCAGCGCACAUUUUAACCUGCUUUCAAACUGCUAGGUUGGCAGGAGCAGGGACCGAGCAACGGGAGCUCACGCCGUCGCGGGGAUUCAAACUGCCGACCUUCUGAUCGGCAAGCCCUAGGCUCUGUGGUUUAGACCACAGUGCCACCUGCAUCCCCAGAGCAGGGAACAAAAUAAUAAAAAUAAGCAGAGGAAAAAAGAACAGUAUAAAACAGUGACAAAAUCAUAUAAACAGGUCCAGGAAACAACGAAAUGAUAACUCUGUCAUAAAGUAAACAAGCAAAUCUAGAAUGUAAUUUUUUUUUUUUUUAAAUCAAGAUUUUCCCAUUUAACGAAACACUUAGGUAGAAACCAACGUAAGACAUUCACACAGAUGAAACCACCAAUGGCCUUAGCAACCGUUCCCAGCCUGGUUUUCCCUUAAGGCAGCCCACUCACUUGAUGUCAGGGACUGGCAGGGCUAUAAUAAGUGUGUGCCGGAGGCAAGGGGGCUGGAGACUGACUUGAGAGCCAGAACCAGUGAUUUGUGGGCUUCAGUGCCACCCCAGAGGCAGGAGCCAGGGCAAGGGGAGAGGUCAGAGCUGUCAGGGAUGGGGGCACAGGACAUGUUAGAGAAGCUGGAAGAGACUGAUCAGGUCAGAGGAGGGUUGGGAGAAGCUAAUGGGGGGGUGGGACUCCCAAGGCAAUCUGUCAUUGACUUUCAAUUCUGCUCUACAGCGCCGUCUGGUGUCACAUUUUUAUAGCACAUUUUUAAAGUUAUAAAUUGACCUGUGUAGCUGAGUCUUGGGUUGCGCCAGCCAUAAUGAAACAUUAAACAUUAAAAAUAACUUCUCUAUACAGGGCUGCCUUCAGAUGUCUUCUAAAGGUUGUAUAGUUACAUACCUUGUUGGCUUGUGAGUUGCUCAACUCCAUACCCUCCAACAUUUAUCUGAUGAAAAUAGGGAUGUCCUAAGGAAAAGCAGGACAUUCCUUGACAGAUUAGAGAACUGGGCCAAAACAAACAAGAUGAACUUUAACAGGGAGAAAUGUAAAGUAUUGCACUUGGGCAAAAAAAAAUGAGAGGCACAAAUACAAGAUGGGUGACACCUGGCUUGAGAGCAGUACAUGUGAAAAGGAUCUAGGAGUCUUGGUUGACCACAAACUUGACAUGAGCCAACAGUGUAACGCGGCAGCUAAAAAAGCCAAUGCAAUUCUGGGCUGCAGCAAUAGGAGUAUAGCAUCUAGAUCAAGGGAAGUAAUAGUGCCACUGUAUUCUGCUCUGGUCAGACCUCACCUGGAGUACUGUGUCCAGUUCUGGGCACCACAGUUCAAGAAGGACACUGACAAACUGGAACAUGUCCAGAGGAGGGCAACCAAAAUGGUCAAAGGCCUGGAAACGAUGCCUUAUGAGGAACGGCUAAGGGAGCUGGGCAUGUUUAGCCUGGAGAAGAGGAGGUUAAGGGGUGAUAUGAUAGCCAUGUUCAAAUAUAUAAAAGGAUGUCAUAUAGAGGAGGGAGAAAGGUUGUUUUCUGCUGCUCCAGAGAAGAGGACACGGAGCAAUGGAUCCAAACUACAAGAAAGAAGAUUCCACCUAAACAUUAGGAAGAACUUCCUGACAGUAAGAGCUGUUCGACAGUGGAAUUUGCUGCCAAGGAGUGUGGUGGAGUCUCCUUCUUUGGAGGUCUUUAAGCAGAGGCUUGACAACCAUACGUCAGGAGUGCUCUGAUGGUGUUUCCUGCUUGGCAGGGGGUUGGACUCGAUGGCCCUUGUGGUCUCUUCCAACUCUAUGAUUCUAGGUCUAGGGAUCAAAUAAGAAACCGGGAUGGCUUCUGUAAAUCCGGGACUGUCCCUGGAAAAAUAGGGACGCUUGGAGGCUCUGUUCUUUUUCCUGUGUUGUUUCCUCUACUGGAUUUGAAGCACCUGAAGAGGGAGGGGGAAACCAUCAUUUUUUUCUGCAGGGGUCACCAUGGUUGUUUCUGCUGGACACAAAUACAGGUGAUUUCAAAAGGAACAUAGGAAGCUGCCUGAUACCUGAUCAGACCAUUGUUCCAACUAGCUCAGCCUCAGCACGGACUGGCAAUGUUUCUCCGUGGUAUCAGUCAGGGAGACUUUCCCAGUCCUACCAGGAGAUACCAAGAAUUGAACUUGAGGCAUUCUUCCUGCAAAGCAGAACCAGGACCAUACAGCAAAAGGCUUUGCAGACAGGAAGAAAGCACUGUCAACAAGAAGGCUCAAGUCAAAUAGCAACGAUCGCCAUUUGACAGGCAUGUGAGAGAACCGAGCCAGAAAUUACAAAUCUGGCACAAGCCAUAAAAAUAUAUAAUAAUGAUGUCAAUAUGUAGAAACUGGAAAGACCGUAGAUGGAAGCUCAUUAGCCUCCCUCAAUCCAUCAGGUUAAUGAAGAACAUGGUCCAUAAAAUAUGCACUUGCCUGCUGCUAUAAAACACAACCCUCCGAUGUUUCCAGCUAAUAGAAUUAUUUUUCACAAUGCAAAUUAAUUGCUGUAAUUCUUCAUCUGUCUCUAGAAACAAGCCAAUGAGUUGUUAUGGAUUAGUAAGCAAACCCGUCCGAGUUCAGUCCUUUCGAAAGCAUCCCUCGGUAAGUCCACCUCUCUCCUUUCCACUGACAGCUAUCAAUCCUGGUGGGGUUCUUGACUCAACUCUGGCAAGGAGUAUUCCUGUGGAAACUGCACAUGACGUCUUUGUAGGAGUGCAAAUAUCCAGAGUGUGGGGUCAGGUGGGAUUACUAUGAGGAAUUAUAAAAUAUGCAUCAAGCCAUUGUGUCCACAAUGAAUGCAUUGUGUUGACUGGGUUUGAGACAUUGACAAUAAUUUAUUAUCAAAUCCCACAACCCUCUGCAUCUCUGGCCAUUUCCUCUACUGUCCAUUUCUCUUGCUUGACAAGUCACGUACUGCAGGCAGGCAUGCUGGGUCAUCAAAGACAAUGGGCAGUUUCUUUGAUGUAGCCUUUCUGAUAUGUUAAUCUUAGGAUGUUAAUCUUAGGGCCAGGAAACAGCUCUCACAUAAAGGUGAUAAUGAUCGCUGUCCUCCUGGCCAUCCUUCUUAUCAUGUGUAUUGAUUGUUUAUGACCUCCGGGGUUGCUGAAUGCACUCUUUUGUAGUUUUCAUUCAUUUACUCCAAAAGUAUGCAUGUUUAACUAGUGUUUGUAGUUUAACUUUGUUCCCACGUGGGGUUUGUUGAAAUGCUCAGAAGAAAUCUGAUUGGUUCUUAGAACACUCUGUAAAAAGUUCUUUUGUGAAUAAAACGACCUGGGCUGAGGGGUGGAGGGAUGCAGAGAUUAUUAUAUGCACCCUUCCCAGAGUUUUGCUGGUUCAAGCCUCUGUGUGUAUUCUUAUUAAUCAGAGUUCAAUCCUUCCUUUACUUUGGGAACGCCUCACGUCUUAUUCAGAGCCACCCCUCUGGCUCAUGAGAAAAUAUGCUGCCUGUAUAUUUCUGAGAGAGUGACUUGCUCUGUGGCUGCAUCCACACCAUACAUAUAGCAUCCCAGGAACUCUAGCUUACCCUGUAGCAAGGUUUUUGGUGGGGGUAAUUAGAAUUAGAUCUAUUAUUUGAUUAUUGAUGUAACCCCCCCAAAUGUAUUUUCUAUAGUUAUGUUUCCACCUCUAUCUUCAGUACAUUUUAUUUUAUUUUAUUGCUAUGGCUAGUGGCUGAUGCAAAUAAAGAUUCUUCUUCUCUAGCUUACCCCCAAAGCUACAAUUCCUGGCACCCUCGACAAACUACACUUCCCAGGUGUAUUUUUUUUUUGGGGGGGGGAGUACUGUACUUUAAAUAUGCUUUAAGUGUACGGCGUGUACACAAUUCCUUCUUGUCAGCAGAGAUCUUCCAGGAAGACCCACCUGAAUGUCGUGCCACUGGGAACUGUACGCUUGGUGAUACAGUGGAUUCCUGGCUCGGGAAAGACCUCCUGCCUAAAUUUCAGUGGACAUCCACACUGCUGGCCUUCAGCUGAAAAAACAUAAAAUCUGGCUGUUUUGUUCAGGCCUUUUUUUUUUUUAAUAUACUUUUCAGGUUUUACACUUCACUAAUUUUACCAUCAUUUUAAAAUUUCAAAACUUGACUUCCUUCCCCCCUCUUUCGGCAUUUCCUUAAAUUUAAACCUUCUGCAUAUUCAAAUUAACUUAAUUUGCUCAUUUAUUCUUCUUUAAAUAUACACUCUUAUCAAACUGCAGCCUAUUACAAUAAUCCUGCCAGUGUUCUUAUCUGUUUACAAUUUAUCUGUAAAUAUUCAAUGAACCAUUUCCAUUCUUUUGUUUAAAAAACUUGUCAUCUUUGAUUUCUUAUUCUUUUGGUAAGUUUUGCCAUUUCUGCAUAUUCCAUAAGUUUUUGCAUCAAUUCUUCCUUUGCUGGGACUUCUGCUUCUUCCCAUUGUUUUGUUCAGGCCUUUGGGCGCCCUUUGCAGCCGUCAUUUGAUACUACGACUAAAUAUGCUUUGUAUUCCUCAAGGAUACAUGUUUUAAACUGUGAGGACUUUGUUCUUUUAUUCAUGACUCCCCCGGGGAUCCAAGGCCGCAGGGCGAGGUAUAAAUAGCUUAAGCAAAACAAAAGAAAGCAAGAAAGCAAGAAAGCAGAUCUCCUCAGGAAACUGAAUUCUGGGCCACAGGUACUGUCAGGGCAGGGCUCUGAAGGCAGAAGGCCAGGCCCCUACUCAGUGCCGGAUUUCCAUAUACAGUGAUGCCCUGCAAGACGAAUGCCUCGCAAGACGAAAAACUCGCUAGACGAAAGAGUUUUCCGUUUUUUGAGUCGUUCUGCAAGACGAAUUUCCCUAUGGACUUGCUUCGCAAGACAAAACGUCUUGCGAGUUCUUGCGAGUUUGUUUCCUUUUUCUUAAAGCCGCUAAGCCGUUAAUAGCCGCUAAGCCGCUAAGCCGUUAAUAGCCGCUAAGCCACUAAGCCGCUAAGCCGCUAAUAGCCAUGCUUCGCAAGACGAAAAAACCGCAAGACGAAGAGACUCGCAGAAUGGAUUAAUUUCGUCUUGCGAGGCACCACUGCAAGCUAAACAAGCUAUAGUUUUUAUUUAUUUAUUAUUUAAAGGGGGGGGGACCCUGGAUGUACGUUUCCAAAAUAUAAGAUAAAAAAUAAAAUAAAACCUACAUAUAGCAACAGUGUUUUGUUUUGUUUUGUAGGCUCCUAUGAUGUAAGCAAUGGCCCCGCCUGCUAGCCUGCUCCCUUUUUUUAAAAAAUAAAUUUUUAUUGGUUUUCCAUACAAUUGUACAUUUUUAUCCAAAUUUCAACAAAUUGUCUCUUUCUGAACUUCCUUCAGCGUCUCUGAGAAUCAUCCAUAUUUUAUCUUUAAUUACACAUUCCCUUCUUUCGUAUUGCCAUUAAACUUCCCUUCCCCCACUAUUUCAUAUUAACAAUACUUCUCGAUUUUCACAGUGCCUCUUGAAAUCCCACUAAUGUUGUGUUCACAUCACAUACAUUUUUCAGAUAAUCUACAAACUUUCCCCAGUCUUCGAUGAACUUUUGGUCUUUGGUAUAUCUAAUUUUCCCAGUUAAUUUGUCCAGUUCUGCGUAAUCUAUCAGUUUCAGUCUCCAUUCCUCUAUCGUCGGUAUUUCCUCUUGUUUCCAUUUCUAGGCCAACAAUAUUCUGGCUGCCGUUACUGCAUACUGAAAGAGUUUACAGUCUUUUCUUCUUAUUUCUUUUCCUAAAAUCCCUAAAAGAAAAGCCUCCGGUUUUUUUACAAAAGUAUCAACCCAAGGAAGGCUACAGGGCCAGAUGGGGUAGCUGGAAGGGUAUUGAGAGACUGUGCAGAUCAACUAGCAGGAGUUUUCACUGGGAUUUUAAAUCGAUCCCUAGCCCAGGCUAUUGUUCCAUCCUGCCUAAAGUCCUCAAUAAUAAUAAUAAUAAUAAUAAUAAUAAUAAUUUAUUAUUUAUACCCCGCCCAUCUGGCUGGGCUUCCCCGGCCACUCUGGGUGGCUUCCAAAAGAAUAUUAAAAUACUAUAAUACAUCAAACAUUAAAAGCUUCCCGAAACAGGGCUGCCUUCAGAUGUCUUCUAAAAGCCUGGUAGUUGUUGUUCUCUUUGACAUCUGGUGGGGGGUGUUCCACAGGGAAGGCGCCACUACCGAGAAGGCCCUCUGCCUGGUUCCCUGUAACUUGGCUUCUCGCAGUGAGGGAACCGCCAGAAGGCCCUCAGUGCUGGACCUCAGUGUCCGGGUAGAACGAUGGGGGUGGAGACGCUCCUUCAGAUAUACUGGACCAAGGCCGUUUAGGGCUUUAAAGGUCAGCACCAACACUUUGAAUUGUGCUCGGAAACGUACUGGGAGCCAAUGUAGGUCUUUCAAGACCGGUGUUAUGUGGUCUCUGCGGCCGCUCCCAGUCACCAGUCUAGCUGCCGCGUUCUGGAUUAGUUGUAGUUUCCGGGUCACCUUCAAAGGUAGCCCCACGUAGAGCGCAUUGCAGUAAUCCAAGCGGGAGAUAACCAGAGCAUGCACCACUCUGGCGUUAUUAUCGUUCCAAUAGCAAAAAAAUCUAACCCGGAAGAUCUGAAUGAUUUUCGUCCAGUAGCACUCACACCUAUAAUCAUGAAGUGCUUUGAAAAGCUGGUACGAAAUUAUGUCAUUGCCUGCCUACCAGAGGGACUGGACACAUUCCAAUUUGCUUAUAAAAUGAAAAGAUCGACAGAGGACGCUGUUGCGAUUGCCCUCCAUGCCGUCCUUGCACAUUUGGAGGAGCGGGGGGGUUAUGCCAGACUGCUUUUUUUAGAUUUCAACUCAGCAUUUAAUACCAUUCUACCACAAUGUCUGAUGUCUAAACUGGAAGAUCUGGGGCUUCCGUUAUCACUUUGUGGGUGGAUAUUGGACUUUUUGUCAGACCACCCCCAGAGGGUUCGGUUGGGCCCUUAUACCUCUAAUAUGCUUAAGACUAACACAGGAACACCACAGGGAUGCGUACUCAGUCCGCUCCUUUAUAUUCUCUACACGUACGAUUGUGUCGCUACUCACCCUAAUAACAGGGUUGUUAAAUUUGCAGAUGACACAACCGUGAUUGGGCUCAUCCCUGAAAGGGAGGGUGAAACGGAUUAUAGAGAUGAGGUGGAGCGGCUGACAGAGUGGUGCAGAGCUAACAACUUGCUCAUAAAUACAAGGAAGACAAAGGAGCUUGUGGUGGACUUCAGGAGACAGAAGAGCAACGUCCAGCCACUUUUGAUUGAUGGGGUCUGUGUGGAGAGGGUAACAACGUUCAGAUUUUUGGGCUUGGAAUUACAAGAGAAUCUGUCCUGGAGUGUCAACACAAGGGGGCUUGUGAAGAAGGCGCAGCAGAGACUGUACUUUUUGAGAAUACUAAGGAAAAACCAUCUUCCGCAGAAACUGCUGCUUGCCUUCUAUCACUGUGCCAUUGAGAGCGUGCUUACUUAUGGCUUAUGUGUGUGGUACGGAAGCUGUACUACCCAGGACAGGAUGGGGUUGUGCAGGGUUGUUAAGGCAGCAGAGAGCAUUGUUGGCUGCCCACUCUCCACCUUAGAGCAGAUUUAUGCCACAAGGUGCCAUAGGAAGGCACUGGACAUAGUAAAAGAUCCAUCGCAUCCUGGUCACUGUCUCUUCGAGCUUUUGCCGUCGGGACGGAGAUACAGGACGAUGAAGACAAGAACGAGCCGUCUUAAGAACAGCUUCUUCUCCAGAGCGAUCUCCGCCCUGAAUGGGAAGCCCAGACUUUGAAAGUCAUCUAAUCUCCCUUGCUGUAUUAUACUGUAUUGUUUAAUUAGUGUUUUUAUGGAGCAGUCAAGUAAUUUCGUUGUCCCCGAAGGGGGCAAUGACAAUAAAGAUAUUAUUAUUAUUAUUAUUAUUAUUAUUAUUAUUAUUAUUAUAUCUUAACAUCUUUUUCAUUUCAUUGUAUAUCAUUUCCCAAAAGCUUUUCACUUUCUUACAUUCCCACCACACAUGAAAGAAUGUUCCCUCUUUUUCUUUACAUUUCCAACAUUUGUUGCACGUCUUAUACAUCUUUGCUAACUUUACUGGUGUAAUGUACCAUCUGUAAAACAUUUUCAUAACAUUUUCUUUCAGUGCCGUACAUGCAGUAAAUUUUAUAUUCUCUUUCCACAGUUUUUCCCACUCAUCGAAAUGUAUAUUGUACCCAAAAUCUUUGGCCCAUUGUAUCAUUACCGAUUUAACCUCUUCGUCUUUCGUAUACCAUUCCAACAAUAUCUUGUACAUUUUUGACAAAGUUUUACAAUCAUUGUUUAUUAUAUCUACCUGAAAUUUAGAAUCUUUUUCUACAUAACCUUUUUCUUUUAAAUCUUUUUUAAACAUUUCAUUUACUUGAAAAAAAUGCAACCAAUCAUAUACAUGAUCUUUCACUUGUUCAUAUGGUUUCAAUUUCCAUUUUCCUCCUUCUUUAAUUACCAAUUCUCCGUAUGUACUCCAUUUACCUCUCAUAUUAAUUUUCUUAACACUCAUAACCUCUAACGGAGAAAGCCAAUGUGGGAUUUUUGGUUCCAAUAUAUUUUUAUAUCUAUCCCAUAUUUCUAUUAAAGAACUCCUGAAAAUGUGGCAUCCAAAUCCUUUAUGAACUUUCUUCUUGUCACACCAUAGAUACGCAUGCCAGCCAAAUCUGUUAUCAAAACCUUCAAGGUCUAAUAGCUCCUUAUUUUCUAGUUUAAUCCAUUCUUUUAACCAACAUAGGCAAGCUGCUUCAUAAUAUAGUUUCAAAUCUGGCAGGGCGAAGCCACCUCUUUCUUUUGCAUCUGUCAAUAACUUAAAUUUUAUUCUUGGCUUCUUCCCCUGCCAGAUAUACCUUGAAAUCCCUCUUUGCCAUUCUUUAAAGAUUCCUAUACCCUUUAUAAUGGGUAUAGUCUGAAAUAAAAAUAACAUCUUUGGCAGCACGCUCAUCUUUAUCGUAGAGAUUCUUCCCCAGAAAGAUAAUUUCAUUCUACCCCACACCUCCAGGUCGUUCUUUAUUCCCUUCCAAACCGGUAUGUAGUUAUUUUGAUAUAAAUAAAUAUUUUUAGACGUUAACCAAAUUCCCAAAUAUUUUACCUUUUUCACCACCUCUAUCUCUGUUUGUUGCUGCAUUAUUUCAAUCUUACUUUGUUCCAUGUUUUUUACAAUCAUUUUGGUCUUAUUCUUAUUCAGUCUAAAUCUGGCUACCCUUCCAAAUUGUUCCAUCUCCUCCAAUACCUCUUUUACACUUUCUAUUGGUUCUUCAAUAGUCAUUACCAAAUCGUCGGCAAAGGCUUUAACUUUGUAUUCAUUCUGCCCUACUGUCACCCCUUUUAUUUGUUUGUUUUGUCUAAUCGCAUUUAAGAAGACUUCCAGAACCGUUAUGAAUAACAAUGGCGAAAGUGGACAACCUUGUCUUGUUCCUUUGGAUAUUUUUAUAUCUUCAGUAAUUACGCUGUUAACUAUCAAUUUUGCUCUCUGUUCUGUAUAGAUUGCCUUUAUACCAUUGAAAAAUUCUUUCCCCACCUCCAUAUAUUCUAAGUUUUUUAACAUAAACUCCCAUAUAAUAUUAUCAAAGGCCUUUUCAGCAUCCACAAACAUUAAAAUUGCUUGUUUAUCAUUCCUAGCAGUCAGAUAUUCUAAGACAUUAAUUAUAUUUCUUAUAUUAUCUUUCAUUUGUCUGCCUGGUAGGAAACCUGCUUGAUCUUUAUGUACAAGUCUUGUUAGUAUCUUUUUCAGCCUCUUCGCUAAAAUUCCCGCGAAAAUCUUAUAGUCCGUAUUCAAUAGUGAAAUAGGCCUAUAAUUUUUAACUUGAGUUAAAUCCGAAUCUUGUUUUGGGAUCAAUGUAAUAUAUGCUUCUUUCCAUGUUUCUGGAAUGUCUCUUUCUUUUAAAAUAUUAUUCAUAACUUCUAUUAGAGGGAUCAUCAACACGUCUUUCAUUUCUUUGUAAUAACUUGAUGUAAAUCCAUCAGGUCCCGGUGCUUUCCCUCUCGUCAACUCUUUUAUCACCUCUUUUACUUCUUCUUUUCCUAUUGGGGCAUUCAGCUGGUCUUUUUGUUCUGUCGGGAUCUUCUGCACCAUUUUAUCUCUUAAAUAUCUUUCUAUUUUCUUCAUAUUGUUCCUUUCUUUAUUUCUAUAUAAUUGUCUGUAAAAGUCCAAGAAUCCUUUCCUGAUUUCUUUCGGAUUAACUGUCUCUUCACCAUUUAUCCUGAUUUUAUUGAUUGUGCUCUGCUCCUUUCUCUUUUUAAGUUGCCACGCAAGCCAUUUUCCUGAUUUGUUUGCGAACUCAAAGUUUUUCUGCCUUAACCUUUUAAUAUUCCAUUCAACUUCCUUAUUUAUUAUCAUUGCAAAUUGGGUUUGAAGGGUCUUAAUUUCUUGCUUGAUUUUUAAAUUAUUUGGCUUUUUGAUCAAUUUUUGCUCAUUGUCCAUAAUCUGCUUUAAAAUUUCUUUUUUCCUUUUUUCCUUGUUUUUGUUCUUCAAUGAGUUCUGCUGGAUAAAAAAUCCUCUCAUAACUGCUUUGCUUGUGUCCCAAACUAUAUUCAUCUUGGUACCUUUAUUAGUAUUAUCCAUGAAAUAUUCGGAUAAUUUCUUUUGUGCUUUUUCUACGGUCUUCUGGUCAUCCAACAAAUAGUCAUUUAUUCUCCAUCUAAAGGUUCUUUCUUCAAAGCCUUUUAAUUCCAUUAUUAUUGGGUUGUGAUCUGAAAUUACUUUGGCUUGUAUUUCAAUUUGUUGGAUUCUUGGAGUCAAUUCAUUCGAUACCCAUAUUUGAUCUAUUCUUGACAUUGACUGAUUCAGUUCUGAAUAGUAAGUAAAUUGUUUCUCCAAUGGGUGUCUAAGUCUCCAAAUAUCAAUCAGGUUAUAAUUCUUAGUCAUCAUAAAAAAUGUCUUAGGCAAUUUCCCUUCUUUAUUCUUUACAUCCCUUAGUCUGUCCAUUUCCAAUGAAACCACCCCGUUCAUGUCUCCCAUUAUUAUAAUUUUCUGAUCCAUAUAUUCAAAUAGUUUUUCUUCCAAUACUUUAUAGAAAUCAGUUUUGUUUCCAUUUGGUGCAUAGAUCCUGACAAUUAUUGCUAGCCUGCUCCCUAAAAUAUCACUGGUUUGCUCAUUUCAACUAUUUGUUGUUGUUGUUUAGUUGUGUCCGACUCUUUGGGACUCCAUGGACCAGAGCAUGCCAGGCACUCCCGUCUUCCACUGCCUCCCGCAGUUUGGUCAAACUCAUGUUGGUAGCUUCAAGAACACUGCCCAACCAUCUCGUCCUCUGUCGUCCCCUUCUCCUUGUGCCCUCCAUCUUUCCCAACAUCAGGGUCUUUUCCAGGGAGUCUUCUCUUCUCAUGAGGUGGCCAAAGUAUUGGAGCCUCAGCUUCAGGAUCUGUCCUUCCAGUGAGCACUCAGGGCUGAUUUCCUUCAGAAUGGAUAGGUUUGAUCUUCUUGCAGUCCAUGGGACUCUCAAGAGUCUCCUCCAGCACCAUGAUUCAAAAGCAUUAAUUCUUCGGUGAUCAGCCUUCUUUAUGGUCCAGCUCUCACUUCUGUACAUCACUACUGGGAAAACCAUAGCUUUAGCUAUACGGACCUUUGUUGGCAAUUACUUUAACAAAAUACAUACUGUAUUUGGUUAUGUACAAAUGGCUCUAGAUACCUAUUAGGUUCAUAAAUUACCAUAUAGCAUAUGUUCAACAAAAAAAAAAAACCAGCGACAAUUUGUUGUUGACAAAGGACAGCUGGACAUACAUAAAGGGCCCCAUUGCCUUCAGUACCUUAGGGCCUCAUCAAACCUAAAUCUGGCCCUGGUCCUACUUGGCAGAAUGAGGAGGCCCUCAAAAUGUGUUAGGACAUGCAUGCCACAUUUUGAAAUAAAGUGAAGAAAUGGACAAUACCACCUCUAAAGAGUCUGUCCCCGUCCCCCUCCGCCAGCUGACUGUUAAGGUCUUGCCACCUGUCCUGUAUAACACAGGACAACGUCCUGUUUUGAUACAGUUUUGCCUUGUAAUGAUCUCUCCCAGCUAUUGACAAAAAGAAGAGGAGAAGCAGAGGAUUUCUUGCUCGAGAAGAAAGGAGGUCUUCAGUCCUUGUGAGGAAAAAAAAGCUGAACCGGACACCAGGAAUAUGUUCAGCAGGCAUCUGAUGUUGGGAUAAAGGAGUCAGGCAUAUGUGAGUUCUCUGGUGCUUUGUGUACGUUUGCAGGAUUAGGUACUUUGGUCUAUACAGUAUACAGUUAUAAUCCCAAGCGGAGCCAUUCUGGUUAUCUGAAUCUGAAUUCAGAAUAGGAAGAGGCUAUUCUGCGAAACCUGUAACCCUCCUGGUGUUGCUGGAGAACAGCUGCCAUCACAGCUAGCCAACAUGGUCCCUGGUGUGUGUUAUUAUUUGUUAAGUUGUGGGUGAACAUAUCAGACAACACAGCGAUUCUCCAAACAGCUCUUGUUUAUUCACAGGUCAGAACUGAACUGAACUGAAGGGUUCAGCCAGCCUGCUUAUAUAGAGCUCCAGUACAACGUAACUGUAACAACUUUCUGUAACUAUCCAAUCACUGAACGUCACUUUCGAUCCCUUAUUUGCAUAUGUGGACCUGAACUAUCUACAGUAUCCCCCUGCUGGCCCAGGGUGAGAACCUCAGUACAUAACAUUAUUAUUAUUAUUAGAAUUUAUAUACCGUCCUAUACCUGGAGGUCUCAGGGCGGUUCACAGAUGGGAGGGUUGCCAAGAGGAAGGUACUGAUGUACAGUGCCCACAGCCAGAACUGUCUUUCAAAACAUAAGGAAGUUUCUAGCUCUCCUUGAAAGAGAGGAAAGAAGCAAAAUGUUCUGGUAUCAUCUAAGCAAUUUCUGUGAGAUGAACUAACCUGGCUGCUUUCACCUUUCAGUGUUUUUGAGCAGGGAGUCAGAGCUGUGGUUGACAAGUGAGUUGUUUAGAAAUCAGAAUAUAGGAAUCCCUGGGCUCCUAAAGAGCUGCUGUUUCCCCCUCCUAUUCCGCCAACAUUUCUUUCCUGCUUCUGUCUCACUUUUCUAGUCCAGGGAGUCCCCGUGGAUUCACCUUCCUUUUCCCCCUAGUAACCAGGAUGAAUCUUUCUGGUGGUGGGUUUGUCAGAGAUCAGGUACUCCCUAGAAGUUAUUUUCUGCAAAUGCUACUACACAAUAAGUGCAGGUGGAACUUAAUGAAUCCUCAGUCUCCCAAAUGGCAAAUGCAAACGGUGAAAACUUUGCAAAGUGGCUUAGGCAGGUCUCCUGCAAGAGCUAAAGAUCAGGCACGUGCAAAGAAUUCACUGCAUAGUUAACUUAACGUACAAUGGUAUACAGCACGUCUGCCUCAUUUGUGUUUAAUGAGGCUUAGUCCCAGGUAGGUGGGUACAGGAUUUUGUAUAGGGCUGGCUUUGUGGGGAAAGCAGGGUUCUUCUGCCACAACUGGGUAUUCCAAGGAGAAAUUCAACAGGUUCAGUCUUUUCUAGUAUGGAAACAGAAUCACAGGGAAUGCUUUAUCCUUCUCAUUCUAUCUGUCAGACAUUUUAGUAUGUUUGUGGCCACUGAUUAAUUUUGUGGACCCUCCAAACUUCCUGCAAUAGAGGACAGACAUUUGCAUACGGCACAAAAUAUAUGCGAAGCUUAUGCAAAUCUGUCUCCUCCUUUGCAGGUGGAUUUGGAGGGCCCAAUCCACAGGCAGAGCCAAGGCACCAGAAAAUUCCUGGCCACAGGUUGUCCAUCUCUGCAGCGCUCCUGAAAGCCAUUCAAACCUAUUUAGAAAUACUGGCUUAACAGUCUUAGGCCUUUCAUCAGUUCAGCGUUUUUGCAAGUCGGCAACAAUUGCUGUGCAAAUGACGUGUGAAACAUUGUCGAAAAUGGAGAGCACAUUAGGAUGGGGGCUCAAUAUUAAUCUUGCAGACAGUGUGUGUAAUAGCAAAGGAUUUGAACUGUAAACUGAGCUGGGAGCUGAGGCAGAUGAUUCUAUUUAAAGGCUUUAGUUUUCCUUGUUUCUCCUUUCUUCCUCAUUUGCAGUGACAUUUCUAAUUGCACUAUUUGCUCUCAACUUGUCUGAUGUAUCUUAUUAUAUGCUUUAAUGAUUUUUAUACCCCAAAUUGUUAACUCCCGUAGAAUAAUAUCGGCAAUAUUUUACUCCCGAGAACAUUACCCAUGGCUGCUUAGUCGUGAGUGGAAAUCUUGCAUUUAAAAAAGAUUAAUUCACUUGGGGACAUUAACGGCAUCUGCCUUUAGAAUAAUUUAAGUCAUGUAAUGCUAUAAGUAUAGUUUUUGUGAUGAGUAGGGAUGAGAAUCACAUAAUCAUAGAAUUGCAGAGUCAUCUAGUCCAACCCUCCACAAUGCAGGAAUCUCAACUAAAGCAUCCAUGACUUCUGCUUAAAAACCUCCAGUAGAGUCCAAAGGAUCUUGCUGGAUGCCAGAGGAUGCCCAGUGAAGAUGAUUCCAGACCUGGGUGGGAGGCUGUUCAUGCAAUGAUCCUGUGGAUAGCUCAGUUGGUAGAGCAUGAAACUCUUAAUCUCAGGGUUGUGGGUUUGAGCCCCAUGUUGGGCAGAAAUUUCCUGCAUUGCAGGGGGUCGGACUAGAUGACCCUCGUGGUCUCUUCCAACUCUGCAAUUCUAUGAUUCUAUGCAACUCCUGUGCAAUGUCUAGCUCAGCCCUCAUGUCUUUCCAUAGCCUGCCGCCAGACAGCCUUUUAGCUGGAUUUCCCAAGGAAUUGAAAUUGGGACCCUUCAAGGGAUGUGGGUGAUGCUGUGGUCUAAACCACUGAGCCUCUUGGGCUUGCCGAUCAGAAGGUUGGUGGUUUGAAUCCCUGCAACGGGGUGAGCUCCUGUUGCUCUCUCCCAGCUCCUGCCAACCUAGCAGUUCGGAAUCAUGCCAGUGCAAGUAGAUAAAUAGGUACUGCUGCGGCAGGAAGGUAAACAGCAUUUCCGUGCGCUCUGGCUUCCAUCACGGUGUUCCAUUGCACCAGAAGCGGUUUAGUCAUGCUGGCCACAUGACCCGGAAAGCUGUCUGCGGGCAGACGCCGGCUCCCUUGGCCUGAAAGCAAGAUGAGCACCGCAACCUCAUAGUCGCCUUUGACUGCACUUAACCGUCCAGGGGUCCUUUACCUUUUUACAUACCUCAUACCCCAAGAGCGGUAUAGCAAAUCUCCUGUGUUCUCUGCCCGUUAAACCGCACAACUUGGAGUGGAUUGGAAGGAGGCUUGUUUGCCCUGUUCAAGAGGCAUCUGAGUGCUCUGCAAACAACUCAUCAGGCUGCCUUGUUCAUUUCAGUGAAAGGAGCUAAUCUGUGUGCACGUGGAUUUGAACAACAGGAUGUUCUCCCUCCGUGUGUUUGUGUGUGUGAAAGAGAAAGAGAGAGAAUCACAGCUUUGAAUCACAUCCACACCAUAUACAGCAGUACAGUCAUUUUGUUGUUGUUUAGUCAUUUAGUCAUGUCCGACUCUUCGUGACCCCAUGGACCAGAGCACGCCAGGCACUCCUGACUUCCACUCCCUCCCGCAGUUUGGUCAAACCAACGUUCAUAGCUUCAAGAACACUGUCCAACCAUCUCGUCCUCUGUUGUCCCCUUCUGCUUGUGCCCUCCAUCUUUCCCAACAUCAGGGUCUUUUCCAGGGAGUCUUCUCUUCUCAUGAGGUGGCCAGAGUAUUGGAGCCUCAGCUGGUUAAAGUCGCUUCAGGUUGAGCAUUUUGAAGUUACGCUGCGUGGCGACCCAGAAGUAACAGAACGUGCUACUUCCGGGUUUCGCCGCUCGCGCAUGCGCAGACGCUCAAAAUGACGCCACGCGCAUGGGCAGAAGCGGCAAAUUGUGACCUGCAGAUGCGGGUUGGGUUCUCCUCUGGAUGCAAACAGGGCUCCGGAACGGAUCCCGUUCGCAUCCAGAGGUACCACUGUACCUCUACUUACGGACACGAUCUGUUCCGGGGUGCUGUUUGCACCCCAAAAAGUCCGUAAGUAAAGCGCGGCUUCUGCGCGUGCGCGUGACACAGUAGAGCACUCCUGCGCAUGUGUGAAGUGCGCAGAAUACUUCUGCACGUGUGGCGAAACGUGGAAGUAUACACUUCUGGGUUUGCCACGUUCGCAACCCGAAAAUCCACAACAUGAACCUAACGCAACUAGAGGUAUGACUGUAUAGCAUAUAUAAGAUAGCAUGUGGCUUCCCCCCCAAAGAAUCCUGGGAGCUGUAGUUCACUAAGGAUGCUGGGAAUUGUAGCAUUUGAGGGGUGAGCUCAGUGCUUUUUUUCUGGGGGGGGGGACGCAUACCCCUAAACAUUUUGUGAAUCCCAAUUUGAACUAUAAAAUCACUAUGGUGAUUUUCUUGAGUGAAAAUGAGAGUACCCCUAAAUUUUUUUUUUUAGUAAAAAAGCACUGGGUGAACUACAUUUCCUAGGAUUCUUUUGGGGGUUGAAGUGUUUUUUAAUGUGGGUUAAACAUAUGUGGGCCUAUAUCUUUAUUUCUCAAGCGACUGCAGGCUUCCAGUGACUGCCCAGCACCCAAAGCCUGCAUAUUGUGGGGUCAUUUGACAGAGAAGCAUUGUUCAAUUGUCAAUGCCAUUGACAGUUUGUAAUCUGUGCAGUCCCCUAAAGGGAGGCUUUUCUGUUAUCUUGUUGAAGCCAUGCCUAGUACUUUCUCUGGUUUAUUGUUUUGCCGUUGCCUAUAGAUAUGCCAGUUUCCUUUCUAGAUCAGUUGCCAAAUGACUAUGCCACAAUUGGUGAAUGUCUAUUCUGAAAACGUAAAAGGAAUUGGAACAAGAAAAAUAGAGUAGCAUAUUAUUGUCUACAUCAUCGUUUUUACAGCCUCUGAACUCUUGUUUGUGCUUUUAUUGUCCCUUUAUGUGCCUAUCUUCAAGGAUGUAUCAUUGAUCUUUUGAAGAGGGGGAACCCCAUUUGGAAUUCUGCUAUCAUCCUUUUAUUGUGCUUUCAGGUACCAACUAGGGAUCUUCCAUGGUCCUUGUUCCCUGAGCACUGGGAAGGGGCGAUUUGAUUCAGUUUGCAUUUAAAGGCAAACUCACCAAAUUUUCCCUUUCCGAAACAAUAUGCGAACCAAAGCACAGCCAGCCUGUGAAAAUUGCACUUCCCUGUAUUCUGCAAUGCAAGGUAUGCAGCCAUGCAAUCUCCAGCCAUGCAAGGUAUGCAGAAAUGUACAAAUUAGGGUAAAGUGUGCAGAACAAUACAUAUAUUAAUAAAAUAACACAAAAAUGUAUUAAUUCAAAAAUGCAUUAAAAUUUAUUUCCAAAUUUUGUUUAUUAGGCAAAAAUUUCAUACAAAAAUGUGUCUAUUAGGAGAAAUUUGCAGUAAGAUGCCGACAGAUUUCCAUCACGAUGUAUUUAUUUAUAUUUUAAAUAAAUUGAUGCGAAAAAGUAGAGAACUGAUCUUAAGAGUGGUGAGAGCCAGUGUGGUGUAGUGGUUAAGAGUGGUAGACUCGUAAUCUGGUGAAUUGGGUUUGCGUCUCCACUCCUCCACAUGCAGCUGCUGGGUGGCCUUGGGCUAGUCACACUUCUCUGAAGUCUCUCAGCCCCACUCACCUCACAGAGUGUUUGUUGUCGGGGAGGAAGGAAAAGGAGAAUGUUAGCUGCUUGGAGACUUCUUCCGGUAGUGAUUAAGCGGGAUAUCAAAUCCAAACUCUUAUUCUUCUUCUGGGAAAAUACGAGAAACUGAGAUGGACAAAAACUAACAUAGAUAUACCUCUCCUUACUGGGAAGCUGAAGGCAAUUUUUUAUGGCAGGCUUCACCAACCUGGUGCUCUCCAAAUGCUAUGGGCUACAACUCCAGCCAACAUACCUGUACUGCCUGAGGGCUGAUGGGAGUUGUAGUUCAAAACUUGGCACUUGUGGCACAUUGCUUUGCAUGGGACAGGCCUCCCAAUGGGCAUUCUUACCCACAUUCCACAGGUUAAUAGCUUUUAGCGCAUAAGUAGAGCUGGAUCGAGGUCUCUUGUGUAAUCUAGAUCCACCUACCCCACAGAAGGCUACCUGAAUCCACCCAGGGGAAUUCAAGAGACAAAAAUGGAGCCUUUUGGUAAAUAUGCUUCGUUGUUCCAGUCCUGUCUUUUGAAUGGUAAAUACAUAAAAGAUAAUAAAGGGAAGAGGGGAAGAUGCUGCUGCUGUAAUUAAGUCUGGCAGAGUCUGGCUAAAAUCACAAAGGGAAUUCUAACUCCUCUGGAUACAGAACUUGUUUUAUUCACACUUCCUAGCUUUUAUGGGGGGAAGGCACUACAGUGGUACCUCGGGUUACAUACGCUUCAGGUUACAGACUCUGCUAACCCAGAAAUAGUGCUUCAGGUUAAGAACUUUGCUUCAGGAUGAGAACAGAAAUCGUGCUCUGGCAGCGUGGCGGCAGCGGGAGGCCCCAUUAGCUAAAGUGGUGCUUCAGGUUAAGAACAGUUUCAGGUUAAGAACAGACCUCCGGAACGAAUUAAGUACUUAACCCAAGGUACCACUGUAUUAAGAUUAAAUCAGCACCAUAGAGUUUGGAUCUCUCUCUCCCUUACCUUUUUUUUUUUAAAGCAACCAGUGCUUUUUCCCCUCUAAAAAAUGUUUAGGCGUACUCUCAUUUUCCUACUCAUAUUGAAAUACUGCUCCUCAAUGAGGCCAAACUUAUAUUCACAAAAUGUUUAGAGGUAUUUACACCCCUGCACACCCCCAGAAAAAAAAUACUGAAAGCAACAAUAACAAAACUAGGAACGUUUCCAGGCUUUGCACUCUAUGUUUUGCGGUUGCCAAAAUUAAGAAGAUGGCUGUUCAGCCCGGACACUGAGGUCCAGCUCCGAUGGCCUUCUGGCAGUUCCCUCACUGUGAGAACUGAAGCUACAGUGAACCAGGCAGAGGGCCUUCUCAGUAGUGGUGCCUACCCUGGUGGAAGGCCCCCCCUCUCAUAUCAAGGAAAUAAACAACUAUCCAACUUUUAUAAGACAUCUGAAGGCAGCCCUGUUUAGGGAAGUUUUUAAUGUUUGAAGUUUUAUUCUGUGUUUAGUGUUCUGCUGGGAGCUGCCCACAGUGGUGGGAGAAACCCAGCCAGAUGGGCGGGGCAUAAAUAAUAAAUUGUUGUUGUUGUUGUUGUUGUUAUCUUGUUUCAUGAUAGAGAUGUGCUAGCAAAACAAGAAGUCUGUGAGCAGGGAUGAAAUGAUUCCAUGGGCAGGAUGGACAAAAUUAUGCAUGCUGUAAUACUUUUGAUAUGCACAGCAGAAAAACAAAGCCUAAUGUAGCUUCAAGACUAGCAAUGAGUUAUCAUCUGAAGGACUAUGAUCCUGCAACAUAGUAUGCCGAGGCAGAUAUUUUUUUGCUGAAAAGGCAUCUCUUUCCGUUUAGGUGUGGUUGCUGGUCAAGGAUCAUGUUUGACCUUCCAACCCAGGGCAAGUGGAACAAAGGCUGCAGUGUGGGGUCCACCUGCUCAGGGCCGCAUCCAGCCUGCUCCAUUCCAUCUCCCUCCUCCAAAAGUUCCAUCCCCAGCUCCCCACCCCAAUAGCAGCUCAACGUUGCAUGGCCAUGCUCCAUCAAUGGCAUCGUGUCAGGCUUCAGGGAAUAUGAUCCCUCCCGCGGUAGCAGCCAAAAAGCAGAGAAAUAAUUAAAAGUUUUUACCACAUAAUUUUAAGGGGACGCGGGUGGCGCUGUGGGUUAAACCACAGAGCCUAGGACUUGCCGAUCAGAAGGUCGGCGGUUCGAAUCCCCGCGACGGGGUGAGCUUCUGUUGCUCGGUCCCUGCUCCUGCCAACCUAGCAGUUCGAAAGCACGUCAAAGUGCAAGUAGAUAAAUAGGUACCGCUCCAUCAGGAAGGUAAACAGCGUUUCCGUGUGCUGCUCUGGUUUGCCAGAAGCGGCUUAGUCAUGCUGGCCACAUGACCUGGAAGCUGUACGCCGGCUCCCUCGGCCAAUAAAGCUAGAUGAGUGCUGCAACCCCAGAGUCGGCCACGACUGGACCUAAUGGUCAGGGCUCCCUUUACCUUUACCACAUAAUUUAUUAAUAUUCACAGGACGAGACGAGGAAUGCAGUUUUCCCUGGAGAUUGGCGUUGCUCCAAGUAAUGUCCCACCCCCCUACACCUCUCCUAUUCUAUGUCACCCCUGUGUCAGCUAAUCUGAGCUUUCUGUUCUACUACCCUCAAUGCCCGCCUAGUUCUAGGAGAAGAGGGGUCAGGAAUGCUUUCCAAAGACACUGAGUCUGUCAGCUGUCUCUCCCCUGGUGCUUCUUCUUCUUCCUGCUGUUCCUCUCCCAUUAUUCCCCAGCUUCUUCCCUCUACAGCCGCUGAACUAUGGCCUUCUGCAAACCACUGUUCUAAAUCUAUACUGUCCUCCUGUUCUCAGGAAGGUUCAGGAAGCGGGGCUGGUCCCCACCAUUCUUCCCCAGUCCAAUCCCUGACACAUAGUGUUUGUGAGAGAGAUAGUGAUUGGCCCAAGAUCACUCAGUGAGCUUCAUGGCUGAGGGGGAAUUUGAACCCGGAUCUCCCAGGUCCUAGUUUGACACCCUAACCACUAUCCUGACCACCCUGGUGUAUUUAUUUAUUACUAGGUUUAUACGGCAGUCCAUCAACACAUGUUCCCUGCUUGGCUUACAGGGCAAGGAAUAAAAGACAGCAUAAAAAUCCCAGGGAAUAUUAAAAGCAACAGCAACAAAAAUAAAGUGCCUUUCUAAUCCACGCCAUUUUAGCAGCAAAUUAGUUUCGUUUUCUUGACUGAUUUUGAAAUUUGUGCCAAAAUAUUUAUUUCACUGCACUCAAACAAAUACUAAAAUAAGAUCUCAAUAAAACUUAAAAAUGUGCAUUUCUUUUAUUUAAAAAUAAUAUUUUUAAUAAGCAUGCCUCUUAAGUGGAUGCUUGGGUGCAACUCCCCCCCCCCCCAGCAGCUCACAUAGUGAUGUUAUGCCUGCUAGUCGUGAGUGGAGAGCAAUGGGUACCACACAGUCUGGAGGUAGUCCCUAUGCUUCUUUCCUAGUAGUUCAUAUUGCUCAGCAGCUAUUCUGUGACAUCACAGCAUCUCAGCCAAUGACUGCCAUGGCUUCGCAGACUGGCAGGAGGCUUUGCCCGCCUGGCACGCAUUACAUUAUAUUGUCCAAUCUCAUGUGCAUGUGGCCACCCAGAAAAUAUAUGAAAUCAAAGGGAUAAAAAUAUCCGGUGGCACCAGACACAUCAAAUUAAAGCAGUGGGGGUGGGCAGGGGGUGGGAGGGAGAGAUCAGAGCUCAUCUCUGCAUUGCCCCAAGGGGCAGUUCAUAUGGCUGCUUUUUGUUUAUAUUUGUUCGUGCCAUCCAUAAGGCGCACUGCUCAGCUCUCUCAUCCCUCGAGAGUCAUUUUGCCUUUGGUUGCCCUUGGGGGAGCCGUCUCUCAGCCUCAACUGCUGGGCUUCUCAGCAUGGGCUCUGGCAGCAAAAGCCAGGAUUUAUCCAUCGCAUUUCAAAGAACAGUAAAAGUACACCAGUGCCCGGAAUAACUAAUAUACUGUGCGGGGCCUGGGGAAUAUUUCUGCAGCCACGAGAUGGCAGCCGAAGCCCAGAGAGCGCUGACCUGCCGUGCCAGAGUUGCGUGUGCGUCUCUGCAGCAAAAAUGCACAACAUAAAUUAACACUCUGCUCCUUGAACUGCAAAGAUGGUCAUAAAAUAUAAAAUGGUGUAACAGCUGGAGAAAGGUACUCAUGUAGCAUGGGAUAUAAAAUAUGCAUAUAUUUGCCUAAAAGGUAUUCCUUUCUUUACAAAGCGCAGGGACAAAGGACUGUGCGUUGUUUAUGUGCAUUAUGAAGCCUUAACGGGUUUAAUAAUUUACAAAGGGUAACUUUCCUUGCCAUUUAUCUUCAUCCUUUUAAUACAGAAAGGAAGUGUGUGUGUGUGUGUGUGUGUGUGUGUGUGUGUGUGUGUUUGGCGGGGAGGUGGGAGAAGCGCAUUACAGUGUUACAUAUUUUAUCAUAAUUUCUGUGCCCGCUAUUUCCUGUAACACUGAUUUAAUAGUUUAGUUGAAAUUUUAGCACUUUCACUCAAAGCCACAUACUGUAAUUGCAUCUGAUUAUGUUUCAGUUUGGGGGGGGGAUUAAUUGCUGUAUCAAAAAACAAAACUAUUUGAGAGAUUUCUUGGCUGAGUUGUUUUGGAGUUCAGAAAUACACUUUCCCACCACAGCCGGUACUUAAGAAGACCCGUCGCACAACACUUCUGGGCUGUUGUUGGGAUUCUUUUGGGCUGUGAUCCCUAAGCACACUCCCUUGGAAUAAAGUUCACACCAAAUAACUACAGUAUGCUAAGCAAGUCAAAUAAAUCUGCAUCUUUGUUUCCCCCCUUAAAUCUGUUUCUUUCAGCUAAUCACCACGAUGGUUGCCAUAUGUCCCCUUUUUCCAGGGCAUGUCCUCUUUUUCAUGUGUAGAGUCGUCGUAGCAAUCCAUAUUUAAAAGUAAAGUAAAGGUAAAGGGACCCCUGACCAUUAGGUCCAGUAGUGACUGACUCUGGGGUUGUGGCGCUCAUCUCACUUUAUGGGUCGAGGGAGCCGGCGUACAGCUUCCGGGUCAUGUGGCCAGCAUGACUAAGCCACUUCUGGCAAACCAGAGCAGCGCACGGAAACGCCAUUUACCUUCCCACUGGAGUGGUACCUAUUUAUCUACUUGCACUUUGACGUGCUUUUGAACUGCUAGGUGGGCAGGAGCAGGGACCGAGCAGUGGGAGCUCACCCCGUUGCGGGGAUUCGAACCGCCGACCUUCUGAUCGGCAAGUCCAAGGCUCUAUGGUUUAACCCACAGCGCCACCCGUGUCCCUUAUAUUUAAAAGUAGAACUCGGCAAAUGUGUCCUCUGUUUUUGCUCUUCAAAAUAUGGCAACCCUAUUUGAAUCCCCAAACCUUGAUCACUAGAAGCAGAAAUACAACUCCACCCUGAUCUCAUUUCUGAGGUUCUGCCAAGUGUUGCCCUUGUUGUCUAACCACCUUAAAUGUGCCUUUUGCCCAAGGAAGUGGGCAUGGUUGAGAUUAUAGCCUUAGGGUCCUGGGUUCUGUAAAAUGCAUAUAGCUUUCGCUCUAGCAGACUCUCUCUCUCUCUCUCUCUCUCUCUCUCUCUCGUGUGUGUGUGUGUGUGUGUAGGGUCUGGGCUCUAAUCCCAACUGGACUAAGUUCCGGCAGAUGUAGACCCAUUUCACUAUGUUCAGCCUCAUUUUUUCCUUCGUCAUCUCCUAUUGGAAGCGGUUAGCAGAGAAGUUAAAAACCAUCAUCUGGAGCAGGACUCCGCUACAACAGCCAAGCUCGUUUUAUCCCUGACCCAUUAAGCUGGGAAGCCAGGCUGCUUCAUCUGUCGCUAAACUUGAGCUGCAGCUUUUGUCCCUAGAGAGGGGAUGCAUCAUUUAAUUUCUCUUAUGGUUCGGAAUAACUGGAAAUAUUUAUCGUACAAGUUAAUAAGCAUACCACUAGCUUGCAAGUUGAGAAUCAAGAAUGCACAAGCCCUUUCCAGAAAUCUUUAGAGGUAUUCAGCAUUGCACUUUUGGACUACAGUCCUAUGCAGGGAGUAAGCUCUGCUGAACUCUGGGGCUUCCAGACAACCCAUUUAUUGAGAAAUCAUCCAAAAUAGUUUGCAGGGACAUUAGGCGACAUUGACUAUUUGAUGAGCAGGCAUUCUGAUUUGUUUGUUUGUUGGUGGGUAUAUGUUGAUGCAUCAUAGAAUCAUAGACUUGGAAGGGUCCCCCAAAGGUCAUCCAAUCCAACCCCCUGCAAUGCAAGUGUUAUCACAUUUCCAGUGCGUUUCCCCAUCACUUUCCUUAUAGCACAAAGUCCAAUAUUUUGGGGAAGCAGGUUUAUUGCACAACAGCUCCAAAUCAACCUGAGUUUGCUGGUAUAUGAUUGAAUACCACCCCCAAACAAUGACAGUCCAUAAGUGCCCUUACUUCUAUGUAACUAUGCAUAUGCUUGAGCUGUGGUAUAAUUUUAGUUUCAAUUACAGUUGUCCACUGAUUAAAGAUUGUUUAAUUGGUACUGCAUUUUACUGAUUACUCAGUGAGUAAUUAAUUUAAAUAUAUUUGCAUAUUGCCAAAACCUCAAUAUAGGUGACACAGAAAGCCACAAACUUACAAUUUAGCAUACAAAAGCUACUACCAAUAAGAAUGAAAGGUCAUUUUUAAUAUACUUUUUUGUUCACUUUCAUUCCUAAUGAACAGUAGCCCACCAGAAUUAAUUCAUUUUGCUUUAACUGUUGUGUGCCAUAGGCCCCGUGGAGGAUCCACAAAAACCGAUUACAAAAUUAAAUCUGAGCAAAUACUAAUCAGAUUUGCCAUGCACUUCUAUUCAUGUCUAUUUAGAAGGAAGCCCCAGAGAGUUCAAUGGGACUUACUCUCAGGUAAGAUUGCAGCCUAGCAACCAUCUCUAGCAGUCACUGAACAGCAAGACCCCUGUAUAUGUAAUUGCUUUCCUUUAGCAAGAGUAAAAUGUCAUUUAAACAAAACAAAACAAAACAAAAGAUCCACAAGUUUUUAAUAGCUAUGGAAGAACAUUCUUAAUAAACUUUGCUUUGCUUCCAGUUCCAAUGAGUGCAGAAAAUAUUACUGGAUGCUACUCUUUGAUCCUUCCCAUUUAAUAAAAUAUUAAGUUUUUGAACAUCUGUGAGAAACAUCCUGCCUGACAGGGAGUGGAGUCAGUUGAUCUUCUCUUGCCUUCUGAUGCAAAGGGCAAUGCAAAAGUGAAGCAAAUCCUCCCACUAGUUCAGCUCCACAAAUGGAGAAGUUUAAGAGCACCGUGCAAACCAUUAUGUUGUUCCAGGUCCCAAGAAUUCACACAUUGUGAGAUUUAGAGCCCAUGGCGCUGUGGUCUAAACACCGAGCCUAGGGCUUGCUGAUCGGAAGGUAGGUGGUUCGAAUCCCUGCGAUGGGGUGAGCUCCCGUUGCUCGGUCCCAGCUCCUGCCAACCUAGCAGUUCGAAAGCACGUCAAAGUGCAAGUAGAUAAAUAGGUACCACUCUGGCGGGUAGGUAAACGGCGUUUUCGUGUGCUGCUCUAGUUUCACCGGAUGUGGCUUAGUCACGCUGGCCCCAUGAUGCGGAAAAACUGUCUGUUGUGGACAAAUGUCUGCUCCCUCGGCCAGUAAAGCAAGAUGAACGCUGCAAUCCCAGAGUCGUCUGCGACUGGACUUAACUGUCAGGGGUCCUUUACCUUUACCUUUACCUUUAGGCAUUGGCAGAAAGUGGUUCCAAUCAGUUACAGGAGAAUGGUUCUCAAGUUCGGAACAUAGGUAGUUGGGAUGUUCUGGGAUGCAUUGCCCUUGAAAGAGAAGGCAAAUAGUCUGAGAGUGCUUUUAGAUCUCUGGGAGUUCAAAUGGCCUCAGAAAGCGGCUCCCUUUUAUUAGCUUCUGCUAGUACUACAGGUAAAGCCAUUGAUAGACCGGGAUAGCCUUCCCAUGGUGACCAAUAUGCUGGGAAUCUCAUGGCGGGAUCACCGUAAUGCACUCUAUUUCCCCUUGAAAAUGGUUUUGAAGGUGCGCCAAGUGCAAAUUGUUGUAGCUAGGGAGCUGAGUGGAGCUGCCUACUGGGAUCAUAAAACACCGAUCCCACGGGCUUCCAGUUUUCCACAGAGGCAAAUUCAAUUUCAGUGCCACUGAAGCAAAGAUUCGUUAGCACUGAAACCAAAACACCCCUGAAAGAAGGGCCCUUAGCUCACAACCCUAAUGAAACAAAAUUGCCUUAAAAGUGUGCCGAAUGAUCAACUAAAGAUGAGCAGAACAAUCCAACACCCCCCCCCCCAUGCCUGAAGAGGGUUUGGAUUAUUGUUAAUAUUGUUAAUUUUAUCUAUGAAUCACUUCCCAUGAGGCACCCCAAAGUGACUAACAAUAAAAGGUACAGAAAACAGCUGAUAGAUUUAUCUACCAGUUUAAUCACUGAAGGUUUGAUAACCUCCAACAGAACUGGAGUUGCUCCUUGAAGCUGAUGAAGACCAAAAGAAAAGCUAAAAGUUAAAUAAAUCCUUAGGCCAGCUGUUGUCUGUUUAGGGGAUGAGUUGCUGAAAGCUACACAAAAAACUCUAAAUUGUUUUCUUAGGUGUAUUGUCUUAUCAAACGCUAAUGUUUUGUGUGAACUGUGUCUGGAACUAUGUAAAACCUGCUAAAUCCUCAGCAAUAUCACACCUUGGCUUGCCUGAGUCACAGUAACCCCCGCUUAUGUGUGCUCUAAUUUCUGACUGUUUGUAGAGGGGAUGUCCUUCUUCUCCGUACCAAAAUGCAAACCCUUAAAAGAGAUGUUUCUUCUUGGUUCUUGCUAGGAGGGAGGGAAGCCUGCUGCAACAGAAAAAUAAAGAUCUGCCUUGCUUUCACUGCAUCCUGCCUCCAUCUAUUCAUCUCUGGCAAAAGCCAACCACCUCUAUUUUUUUUUAUAUCACCACACAUUCUGGUCCUGAUUCUAAUGAGCCCCACACUGUGGUUGAUAUUUAGAAAAAGUAGGGAACCUAGGCAUUUCAAAAUGUCUGUUUUCACUCUGAUUUUGGAGAUAAGCAAAUUGCUUCCUCCAAAACACAGGACUCCUUCAAAUCCUGUACAUUUUGUGGGAUGUUUACAAUGCAGUCAAACCAACAACACAUGUUUGCUAGAUAGGCACAUGAUAGGAGCUGGAGCUCACGGAGUUUUCCUGUUGGUUUCCUAGAAAGAACGCUUGAGAGACACUCCCACCGUGUCCUGAUAGGGGAAGGGCGUGGCCAUCUGUAAGCUCCUCCCCUGGCUGGGCACUUCCUCUUUGCUCUUUCACUUAAUUCUAGCAAUUUAGAUUAGAACAUAUGCUAUGUAUCAGACACUAUUUUAAGCUAGAUUUUGAAACUGGAAUUACCAUUUUAAGCCUGCCUGAGCAAAACUGCUGUAUCUGCUCCUCUUCGACAAGUAUUCUGAGUGAGUAAAUGUUAUUUUUUACCUUUUACAAGGCUGUUUGUGUGAAUAUUAUUUUAAGGGAGAGAAAAGGGGGAAAUACCAAGAGAAUUCCUGACUCCCUUAAAACGUCCUGGAUUACUUUAACUCAAAGGUGAAAACUAGCCUGUCUAAGCUUCCAUUUUAAUCUGCAAAGGGAUCCAUUCUGCUGAACUCACAAACAUGAGGAAGGAUAUUAUUAUUAUUAUUAAUUGAAUUUAUAUACCUCCCUACACCCAGAGGUCUCAGGGCAGUUCAUAGGACAAAAUCAAAAUAUAAAACCACAAAAUAUAUAAUCAAAAUAAAAACAACAACCCAAUAACCUAAUAAAUAUGUCCUCUGCUAGCAUCUAUACACAUUGCUACCCAUUUUGGCUCCUCACUUAACUGAAAUAUAACAAUACAUAAUACUUCAGGUAAUGACUCCCAUCGCCCAAACCUUUGGAGAGUAGAUGGGUUGGUAGGUUAUAAAGUUCUUAAAACACCCAGACACCCUUUUCCCCAAAAGAAGACCGCCCUCUAAUCACAGUUGACCCCAUUAAAAGGAUGAAGCAUUUAGGAUCCUCUUUCUUUGGUUAUCAAGUUGGCGUCUAAUCUCGCAAUGUUUAGGAAUCGAAACCUCAUCUACAUUAUUGGAAGAAUGCUCCCUGCACAAAGGAGAUGUACUUUAAUAUUAAUGAAAUGUAAUGUGUAAUGCAAAUAUUUAAGAUAUCCUGGGGUGGUCUCCCAAUAGCGAACUGACGAUGAGGCGCACUCAUUUCAGCAGCUGCUUUGAAUAGGGAUGCCAAGAUUAAGUACACAAAUAUGUGCACAGGAGAGACGCCAUAACCUCUGCAAGAAAAAUGUUGCAGCACUGAAUGGGGGACUGGGGGAAAAUGUAAUUGCCUUGCGCAUGCAAAAGGAGAUUUAGCAACCCGGGGGCAUGUUUACGCGGCAGGCUGCCACGCUUCACGCUGGUAUAGUUCUGCUUUCUCAUUCCUAAAGCAUAUUUGUUUUCAGCUGUCUGUACCCUGCCUGCUCUUGAGUCUGGAUUUCCUUCUUCCUCAGCCUCGAGAAUUGACAAGAGGUAUAACUAAAUUGGGGAGAACAAUACAGGACUAAUGAUUUUUCUCUUUGUCAGAAGGGAUGAGAGGUGACUGAGCCGUGGCUGGGUGAAACUCCCAGCUUUUCAGGAUACAGUGGUUUUAAGCGUUUUGCCUCAAAUGCUGAAUAUCAGGUCUGCUCUAUACAAGGGCAAAUUAAGGGGAUUGGGAGCCCUGGUGAAGUUCCCUAAAUAGCCCUCCUUCCCUUCCCAAAAGGAACACAUGAGAUAAGGUAGUAAAGUCUUGGGGUAUCUCAAAGACUAACAAAUUCAUUAUGAUAUAAGCUUUCAUGGACAAGAAAUAGGAUGCUGAGCAUGUGCAGUUUUACAUUGCUCAGGAAAACACAAAUGAAAAGCAUUUCACUUAUCUUGUACCCCCAACUGUCGUGCUUUAAGUGGGACAUCCCAGAAUUACAGAAGCCACCUCGGCUUCUGAUUGGAUCCCCGGAUGUCCUCUUUUGGCUCUCCUGAGAGCGUGGUCUCAUUGGCAUCAAAUAUUUGAUCCUUUAACCAGAGCUAAGGGAUUGAUUCCUAAGGAAGUAUCUUAGGCCUGCAGGGACAGAGAGCUAUGCACACCUACCUGAGAGUAAGUCCCAUUAAACACAAAGAGGCUUAUUUCAGAGUUGACAUGCAUAGCAUUGUAAUGUAAGUUAACUAUAAGUUAAUUCUUAACGAGGACCCAAAAUUCAGCUCUUGCACUGCAGGAGGCAUGCCAAAGUCUCCUUGCAAAGUUUCCACAUUAUGUAUUUGUUCCAUGUCAUGAAAUGCUGCAGGGUUUCAUGCUUGUGUGUUUGUGUGUGUGUUUUUUUAAAAGGUUAUUUUGAAAUUAUAGGCUGCUGUAUUUUGAGAUGGUAUUGGGUUGCAAUAUUCUAAUUUUAUCGUAUCAUUGUGCUUUAAUAAACUUGAUUGAUGUUUUGAUUGUUUGGUGCUGGGGGUAUUUUUUAAAAGUAUUCAAGCAACUAAUAAAUACCACGCAUUUGAAAAGCACCACCACAAAUUAACUCCGGAGUACACUGCUGAUUGCACAUGAAAUGGGAAUUGGCCCUCUGUAUUAGCUGGCUUGAUUGCAAUAUCCCAGGGAGAGGGCAAUUUGUUUCACCGAUGGCAUUGUUGUUUGUGAACUUCUAAAUUGAGCCGGGAAACAAGUAACCAGCAUAGCCAGAACAAGAGCAGAGUUAUGUGCGCUGAUCACCGGGUCUCAGAAAACAGGGGUGGGUUUCAGGUCAGUGUUAGAAUGCAUGCUUUGCAUGCACAAGGUCUCCAGUCCAAUGCCUGCUGUUCAGACUCUUAUCUAAAAUCCUGGAGACCUGCUGUCAGUCGCUUUCAAGGACAUUGAGCUAGAUAGAUUAGACAUUAGUCAGUUGCUUAUGUUCCGGUAAGGUAUGUUCCAAUAUAACAGCCAAUGGUGUCCACAUUUUGGACCAAUUUGUUAAUGUACAGUGGUACCUCGGGUUACAUACGCUUCAGGUUACAGACUCCGCUAACCCAGAAAUAGUACCUCGGGUUAAGAACUUUGCUUCAGGAUGAGAACAGAAAGUGAGAGUGAGAGUGAGAUGUGAGAGUGAGUCAGCACAAUCUAAAGUAUAAACAUAAACGUAAACAUAACAAUAAUUUAUUUAUACAGUCAAACCUCGGUUGUCAAACGUAAUCCAUUCGGAAGCCCAUUCGACUUUCAAAAUGUUUUACAACUGAGGCGCGGCUUCCAAUUGGUUGCAAGAGCUUUCUGCACUCAAGCGGAAGCCUUGUCGGACGUUGGGCUUCCAAAAACAUUCAAAACCAGAGCGUUUACUUCGGAUUUUCAGCUUUUGGGAGCCGAAAUGUUCGAAAAUGGAGCCAUUAGGGAACUGAGGUUUGACUGUACCCCGCCCAUCUGGCUGGGUUUCCCCAGCCGCUCUGGGCGGCUCCCAACAGAACACUAAAAACAGAAUAAAAUUUCGAACAUUAAAAACUUCCCUAAACAGGGCUGCCUUCAGAUGUCUUCUAAAAGUCGGAUAGUUGUUUAUUUCCUUGACAUUUGAUGGGAGGGUGUUCCACAGGGCGGGCGCCAUUACUGAGAAGGCCCUCUGCCUGGUUCCAUGUAACCUCACUUCUCGCAGUGAGGGAACCACCAGAAGGCCCUCGGAGCUGGGCCUCAGUGUGUUUGAAGCAAGUUUGCUGUUGGCCAGAGCCUAGUUUGUGUUGGGACACUGCAAGGAGACCAUAUUAAAAGACUAUAUAUGACAACUGUAUGUAACUGCUAAGCUGUGGAGCUGCAUCUUACUGUUACUAAGGGGACUGACCCUACCGCGAACUGUCUGGUGUUUUUCUGUUCCAUUGGUACACUCUGCUGGCGUGUUGAACGGGUACUCUGUUCAUGCCCCAACAGUUUCUGAAUUCAAGACAGCCCCAGGUAGAGAGUACUGCAGCAAUCUAGCCAGGAAAGUAACUUGCGCACAACUGACAGAUGCCCAGUCUGUCCUUUCAAGGAAAUACUGCCAAUUCUUAGCUGCAAAUGGCACCAAGAGUGCUUUCUACCAGCUCCAGCUGGUUCAAUAGCUUCAAAUCAUCACCCUUGCUUCUUUUCCAUGUCUAUAUGUCAGGCAUAGGCAAACUCGGCCCACCAGAUGUUUUGGGACUACAACUCCCAUCAUCCCUAGCUAACAGGACCAGUGAUCAGGGAUGAUGGGAAUUGUAGUCUCAAAACAUCUGGAGGGCCGAGUUUGCCUAUGCCUGCUAUAUGUCUUGGCCGUAGUGAUUGUUGCUUGUUGGGACUGGUAGUGUAGGAGGCCAACAGUAGGUGGAGACAGAGAUAAUAACUGGAAGGGCCAACUAAUACUAGAUUUGUCCCUAUCCUCCUUCCUGUUGAGUUCUGCAGGGGCAGCACAGAGACUGAGGGGGAAGCUAUGUGCUGGCUGCGAGGACUGACUGAGGAUAGACAGAGCUUAGUGGCGCCUUUCAACCUAAUGGACCGCAUCUUGGCAAUUUGAGGCAGAAAAGCAGUGAAGGUUUCGUGUGCAGACGACACCCCCCCCGACUUUCCCCUUCCAAAGCUGACUUUCCUCGCUUGUAGGGCUCCUAUUACACCCCCAUAUGUUUUAACAAAGAGUUCCACCCUUCAACCUGGUGAAAUGUUAAAAAAUUAACGUGCAAACUACAGUUCUACAACACCACCUUCCGUCCUCUGAAAAAUGAUCACCUGUACACAGCCAAUAAAAAUACGAGGUCCUAGCAUAUUUUUCUUAUCCUGCCAAUCCCACGGCCCUGAUGCCUGUGACAGUACAGACCACACGUCACGAGUUUUCCUGCUAGGCUGGUUAUGAGAUUUCCCAGCGCCGUUUGCAUUCAUUUAAAAAUCGCAUUUAUAUCUGACUUUUCCUUUGACGUUCCCAGGCGGUCUCCUGUUCAGUUACCAGGCAAGGCCAGUUCUUUCAGGGAUGGCACUCUUAUUCGUUGCUAUAGGACCGUUUUCGAGGAAUGGUUCUUUGGAGUAAUUGGAACCAGCAUUCCACAUGUGAGAGAGUGAGAGGGGUGCUAUUUGCCACCCUCAUAGCAACAAGUUCAAAUGCAGCCUUUUUUGAUCCAUUCACUUCCACUGCUCCCCCCCACCCCCACCCCCGAAUGACCAUAGAUCAUUUAGGUUAACAAAUCUCUGCAGCAUUUCAGCCCUGACGCUUAAUGGCAUUAUUCGAAGCAGCACUUGAUUUAAGAUUUGAACUUUUGUAGCAAUUCUUUCUACUGCCAAUGAAUUUCCACAUUUCUAAUAAAAUGAAUAUGACUUUUGCCUCUGGUCAUGUAGUAAAUCCAUACUCUCCUGCAGUCGUGUAGUAAAUCCAUACUUUCCUGGGCUGUAGAAUUAGCCACCUCAUGCUUCUUCCCCCCAUUAAAGAUUGAGCUUAAAUCAUGUUGUGCCUUAGAAUGUUUUCUUGGAUGACUUGAUCCAUUUCGGUGCCACAUGCAGGAAUUGUACGGGGAAUUAUUUUAUUUAAGAUGACAUGAUUGAUGGAGAAAAUGUUGGAUUCGUUCCGGCAGUUAUAUGUAUUUGCUCUGCAGGUGCUUGUGGCACACCCUGUUUUAGAGCUACGGAGAUAGAUUUGUUCUGUCUUUGUCCUCGGCGAAUAUAGUUUGGUGGAGCUGACUAAAGCCGAUGUCAGGGCCAGCCCUAAACAUUUUUCCACCUGAGGUGAAGAACAAAGCAAUGGCCACCCUUUUCACAUACACAGAAGCUGUCUAAGAUGGCAGCUGAAUCUUAUUUCAGUGCUGGUAAGCAACUAGGGGGAGGACUGUCCCUCUUGUUGCACAGCUUUUGCCACCUGAGGAAGUUGUCACACUCUGCCUAAUGGUAGGGCCAGCCCUGACUGGUUUGUGAAUAGACAGACUCAUGAAUAGUCAUUCCAGAAUUAUCAGCAGUGUUGAAGAGGAUUCUGGAAUGUACACUCAAUAUGUGCAGGGAAGUUUUCCAUUGUCUAGUGCUUUGGUCCCAGGAUAAAGUCUGAAGGCAUCCGGGAUCAUCAUCUUGCUGAAGCUAAGCAGGUCUGGCCAGUGUCUGUAUGGGUGCCUGCCUGGUAACCAUAUAUAUAUGCCAUCAUGGGUUCCAUGAUGGAUGAGAGGAGGUAUAUAAAUGUAAGGAAAUAAAUACAACAGUGGCUUUAAGAAUCUUGAGCUGGCCCAUUUUGGUGUAUACCUAUGACAUUUUUGUGGCUGUACUCAGUAGUGUACAUUAGAUAGCUGGAAGUACCUCUGGAGAGGUGGGUAUACUGGACCAUCACAAUGCUGGUAAAUUGCUGAAUGUGGUUCAUAUUGUAGAAUGCCUUGUUAAGAUAGUUCUCCUUGGUGACGGUAGCAGUGAUGAAUGAUAGGAACUCAAGUCAGGAGUCCCUGCGAGGACCAAGACAAUCACAAAGGAUUUGUGGCUCAAUGUUUUUCUUAGUUCUGGCAUUAUUUUGUAAACUGAAAAGGCUUUUCGAGAAGAAAACAUCCAAGUUUUUAAUUAAAACGCUUAGUCUAGAGAGUUUAAUGAAGCACUGGGUACUGAUCUAACCUUUUAUUCAAAACAGGCUCAAUUACUUCUCAAUUAAGAGACCCUUUCAACAGUUGUUUUUGUUUGGCUAACCCCAAAUUAAAAGUCUCACAGUGUAAUAUAGUAGGUGGUGAUUCUAAUCUGCUUUCUGUAGCUCUCCAUCACAAAUAAUUUGAACUGAGCCUCAUGUGUUUGCAUGUUCAGCAGUACCCGUGCUUUACGGCAGAACACUUGAUGCCAGUCUAACUCGGUCCAAGCAGUUUUAGAGCAGCUUUGCAGUACUUGGAUUCAGUUAUUAUACAAACUGCUUUCAGGCUGUAGAUUCCAGAGAUCUAUGCCCAAAGGACAAGCUGGAAUAAGCACAGUAUUUGUUGUUUUGCACUGCAUCAGCCUGAGAGUGGUAUCCAACGUCAGUCCUACUUUUGUCUGCAAUGCCUAUCUUCUAUGGUUACCAGUUGACAGGAAUUACAUGUGAGGAGAGGGAUGUUGCACUCAGAUUCUGCUUUGGGGCUUCCCAAGGGCAGGGGCGUAGCAUGGUUGCUGGCACCUGGGGCGGGGCAAGUUCUGCGGAUGGGCAGUGGUCAGUCCCUUCACCAAGGGAGUCUCUCCUUGCAAAUCACUGUGUCACCUUGCCCUCCUGUCCUUGUAGCGAGGUGGUCUGGGCAAUGCACGUGGUUCCAGCAGUGCUUUCCUGCCUUCCUCUUCCUCCUUUGCUCCUCAGUGGGCAGUGGUAGCACCCUCACCCUCCAUCUCGGCAGGCCAGGGGUGUGGGAGUCCCUUUGCCGGCCACAAGGAGGAGGAGGCAGUGCUGUUGUGGGAUGUAAUCCACUGGGAGCAGUCAGAUACAACAUUCCUUGUUUUGCUAGAGUGGACAUGCAAGGGAAUGUUUGGUCCAGCCAGUCGAAACUUCCUGUUCCUCCUGGCCUGGAGCAUCCUUCCUUGCAUGUGACUAGUGGGUGGGCAUUACCUUUCCAGACCUGGUAAAAGGCCAAGGCAUGCUGCCACUCUCUCUUUUCCAUCUUCCUUUUGUCCUGUGAACUGCUAGCCUGCAGUCACUAGGUAAAGCUCCCUUAUGGGGUAAACCUGUUUGUAUACGUUUGAAACUUUAAGCCUAAAAUCUGCCUUCAGGGAUCACACUGUGCUCUGCCUGAUCGUGAGUAAACUUUCUUUUUGUUGCUUAUGAGUAAGACUGUGGUGUCUUUAUUCUUUUAGGAGGAAUUCAAGGGGUCUUACCAGGAAAAUAUUAGAACACAUUUCAAUCUGGACAAGCCAGAUUGAAUUGCGUUUUGUCUUAAGAAACUCACACGAGUUUGCAACUAGUUUUCUGCUGUGUAAAGGGGAAUGCACUCUGCUAAGUGAACGAACUUGCUAACGCAAGUUAGGAAGGAUAUUAAUAAACAAUAUAUCCUCUCCUGACACCCUGAACAUUCCCACAGCUGUCCCAUCCCCAAAGGCCCGGCCUGGGUGCGACUUGCCUCUCCGCAGCUCUGGCCUUGAGGAGGGAGCCUGUCGUAAGGGCACCUGCUGGUGCCCCCUCAUAAAUUUGUGCCCGGGGCCAUGGCCCCCCUGCCCUCCCCACGCUAUGCCACUGCCCAUAGACAUCUGGUUGGCCACUAAGAACAGGAUGGUGGACUAGAUGGGCGAUUUAACUGAUCCGGCAGGCUCUUCCUAUGUGCAACCCAUCCACCCAUUAAAUGCUCUUAUUUGUGAGUUAAACUCAUCAACUUUGAUGCCUCACUGCAGUCUGUGAAUGAAGUCAGAAAGGAUGUUAAUAUGAAGACCUGAACUAGCAAGAGGAUAGUCAUGGGCAUUCUGACCACAAAUGCAGAACGGGGGAUAAUAUUUUGGGCAAUGAUGCUAGGAAAGGCUUUAUAGUAGAAUCACACUUGAUGUUCCUCCUUUUCUAUUUUGUCUGCCUCAGGAUUUCCCAAACAUUUCCUAAAAAAAAAUCAUUAAUUUUUUUAAUAAAGUGAAAGUCUCAGUGCAUUAAAGAAAAAAGGGAGAAAGAAACAGAACAGAUGCUCAUGACGGUCAAGCUGACUCAUUCAAAAACUUACAGGGCAGUAAGCCUUGUGUAACCCCAGGAGCCCUUUUUUGGAACAAGAAAAAGACCUUUGAAAAUGUGCACCAAGAAACACCAGAUAUUGUUUGAAAGUGCUUAUGGAAGCUGGCAGGGCCUUUUUCAUUAUUUCCCUGGCACUCUUCGUUUCCUUUUGGAUACUAACUUCUUGGUACAUUAGCUUUUUUACAUGUGAUUUCAUCCAAGUAUUUUAUUGUUUGGGUUUGUAUAAAACUCCUGUCUUUUGGAUAAAUAGGAACUGCAAUUUUAAAAGCUUAAAUAGUACGUACACCCAAUUAAGAUCCCCUCUUUUAACUGAGCAGCUUUGUUGCCCUGAAAUUCGUCAGAAAAUUAUUUCUCAAGAAAUGGUCUAAUUUUCUGAGAAUCUUCUUUUUUGAGCUCCCCUCUAACUGUUGCAGAAUAUCGCCCACUGUCUUCCCAAUUUCAUCUCCUGUUACUUGGAUGGAGAAUUUUGGAUCAAACCCAAUGUAGUUUAUGUAGUUCGUUGAUUGAAGCAACAGACUUGGCUCCUAUCCUUUCUAGUUCUCAGCCUGAGGAGGAGAGCUGCAUUUCUUUGUGGACAACCUUCAAAGGAACACGUUUAAGUGAUGGGUAGAGCCUGGGGGAAGGGGAAUGAGUGGGUCAGUGUAUGUGACUCCUACCCUAACUGUACAACUACACAAAAGUCAGCGGAGUCUGUACACACAUACACACCCUGCUCCCUCGAGGCAACUAAGGGGCUUUAUCACAGUUCAAGGACAGAUUCCAGAGAGGCAAAAUCACUCAAGGAGGGUUUGGAGCAGUCAGUGGAGAGUAAUAAGAAGAAGAGUUUGGAUUUGAUAUCCCGCUUUAUCACUACCCAAAGGAGUCUCAAAGCGGGUAACAUUCUCCUUUCCCUUCCUCCCCCACAACAAACACUCUGUGAGGUGAGUGGGGCUGAGAGGCUUCAAGGAAGUGUGACUAGCCCAAGGUUACCCAGCAGCUGCAUGUGGAGGAGCGGAGACGUGAACCCGGUUCACCAGAUUACGAGUCUACCGCUCUUAACCACUGCACCACACUGGCUCUAAGGGCUGGAUAGAAAGGCACCCUACCCUUGUCUUGCUCCAUUUCUUCCUUCCUUCACAUCUCCACCCCACAAAGUGAAUCAACAACAUUGUGUCAUUCAGUGAGUGAGCCAAAACUAAGCAGAAGAAAAUCUCCAAAUACUUUUUCUAGAAAAUUGCUUUUCCAGAAUGUUGGGUCAUUCACCCUCCUGGAAAAUAUUCAGUGAACCUCCCCCCUUUUAAAUUUCUGUAAACGAUGCUGUUUUUUCUAGGAAAAGAGAUGCCACAACUCACCAUGAACUCCUCCCUUGUUCUCUUAUAAUGGCAAUGGAGCCCACCAGAGAGAAGUCAGAAUUGAGUUCCGGCUGAAAAAAAGCCCUGUCUGUAAAUAGGAUGAAGGAUUUCCGGAAGGAAUACCCAUCUUCAGAGGAGACAAUAUAUUGUGCUUCUGAGUGACAGUGUUUUGGAGUCCUAUUCCAGCCAUAGUUCUUAGUCGUAUGAAGAAGCCCAUGUGUAUUCAGUCUAAUAUGUGUAGAUACAGUGGUGCCCUGCAAGACGAAUGCCUCGCAAGACGGAAAACCCGCUAGACGAAAGGGUUUUCCGUUUUUGAGUUGCUUCGCAGGACGAAUUUCCCCAUGGGCUUGCUUCGCAAGACGAAAAUGUCUUGCAAGUCUUGAGAUUUUUUUUUCGCUUUUCGCCCCCUUUAUCUAAUCUGCUAAGCCUUUAAUAGCCUUUUAGCAGCUAAUCCGCUAAGCCUUUAAGCCUUUAAUAGCCGCUAAACCGCUAAUAGCGCUAAUCCGUUAAGCCGCUAAUAGGGUUGCUUCGCAAGACGAAAAAACCGCUAGACGAAGACUCUCGCGGAACGGAUUAAUUUCAUCUUGCGAGGCACCACUGUACCUCCUUCAGACUUUCUGCCCAACAAACAAAGGUCCGGAGGUGGAGUUGAUGGGCAUGGGAAUGAUGAAGAUUAGGGCAAGCACUGAAACACAGUGGGGUGGGUGGGGGUGGAGAGGACCCUCUGAAAGGGGCCCCAGAACAAUGCCAAACUCAGAAGCAUAGUCUGGAAUAAUAUCCAAGUGCCGGGCUUUGGGAAAUUGGCUUCUUUCCCCAUGGCAAUAAAUAAGUAGAUCAAACGAAAGGAACGUCGUACCGGUUAGAUUCUUUAAUAACCAUAGUGAGAGACAAAAGAUUGCGUCUUGCUAGAAAUGGUGGUGCUCCCAGUUAAGGCUCACUCCCCCCUCUAUUAAUCCAUAUCACUCCUAUGUCUUGUAAUCUGAGCUUGUACCCUCUGCGCUUUCUGUUCUGAGACUUUCUGAGCUAUUCUCGACCUUGGGAAGGGCAGUGGAGGAAUGCUGUCCAACGACUGUGAAUCUGUUAACCCUCUCUCUUCCAGUGUUUCUUCUUUUUCUAGCUGUUCCCCAUCCAGUAUUUCCCAGCUUCUGCCUUCUGAACUAUGCCCCUCUUCAAACCACUGUUUCAAAUCUACGCUGUCCUCCAGUUCCUGGGAAGAUUCAGGAUCAGGGGGAGGGGGGUGGCUCCCACCAUUCCUCCUUAGUGCAGCCUUCCUCAGCACGGUCCCUGACACCAAGGAAGGCGGGUGUUAAGGGUUGAACAGAAGCCAUCUGCCAAAAUUAUUGCCCUAUUUGCAAGUGAGCACAAUGUCCAGGGGUGUUGGAGGUGGGACCACCAUGCAUGGAACGAAGCUGUGAGCAGUUCUCCUUGCUCUCUACAUACAGUUGGCAUGUGUCUGUUUCGAGAGACAAUGGAGUAAUGCACCACCGGGGGGGGGGUGUGAGUUACAGCACCUGCUGUGGCUGUAGAGACCAAUACGGAAGAGACAUGUUUUGUUGCAGCUGGGGCAGAGGAAGGCAUCCAGUUCUGCUGCUGCAGAUGUACCGUGGUGUUUCUUCUCUGCAUUCCUCCCAGAGGUCAUUACUUCUUUUGUCACUGUGGGUGGCGCUGUGGGUUAAACCACAGAGCCUAGGACUUGCCAAUCAGAAGGUCGGCGGUUCGAAUCCCCGCCACAGAGUGAGCUCCCGUUGCUCGGUCCCUGCUCCUGCCAACCUAGCAGUUCGAAAGCACCCCAAAAUGUGCAAGUAGAUAAAUAGAUGCCGUUCUGGUGGGAAGGUAAAUGGCGUUUCCGUGCGCUGCUCUGGUUCGCCAGAAGCGGCUUAGUCAUGCUGGCCACAUGACCUGGAAGCUGUACGCCGGCUCCGUUGACCAAUAAAGCGAGAUGAGCACUGCAACCCCCGAGUCAUCCAUGACUGGACCUAAUGGUCAGGGGUCCCUUUACCUUUACCUUUAUGGAUGCACAACCUGACCGUCUGUCUCCAAACACUGUGGUUGUCUGCAAGGGAUUUCCGCACGGCGAGGUUGAUGUUGCCCGCGUUCAUGUCAUGCUUGCAGACACCUUUGUAACACAGAGUUGGUCUGCCAACGGGCCUGGUGCCUGAAGCCAGCUCCCCAUAGAGCAUGUCCUGGGGCAUCCUGCCCUCUUCCAUGCUUUCUACAUAAGGAGUGGUGAAACGGUACCAAGUGCAUCAAAUGCAGAGUUGUGGCACUGUUACCCUCCCCUCGAGGAGGCUGGCUGAUUGGAAGGAGGCAAAACUAGAGCGGUAAAUCAUGCAGAAAUUCAGUGGACAGGCUCUUCUACAGGUGAGUGCCUUGGACUCUGGGGAGCUGUUAAUGGAUUGAAUAGUUUUCAUGGCACGCAACCUGUUCUUUCCAAGGACAAAGGGUGGGCCCCACCUCCUCUCUACAUCUUUCAUGAUUGGCACACUGUUGAUUCUUUGCUCCAUUGUAUGCUUCCCCAAGCUCUUUCAAGCAGGAAUGGGAACUAGCUGACCUUCGUAUGUCGCCAGACUAAAACUCCCACCAACCUCUGCUAAUCUUAACUCCUGAGAAGGUUUGAAGGGAAGGAGACAGUAUUUGGGGCCCAAGUCAUUUAGGGCUUUAAACCCAAAUGUGAGCACCUUGAAUUGGGCUCAGAAAUGAAUGGGCAAUCACUUUGCUGAAGGCAUUUCCUUACAAUAUAGGACAUAAUGUUUUGAUAUAUGGAACACUGUACAUUAUAAAUUGCCUUCGUAUGCUGCCUCAUUGUGGCAGUAUAUUGUGUGCUUGAAAAAUUCAGCAAAGUUUAAAUGAAAGAAAGAGUGCCUCUGCCACCGUCGUUUUUUCUGCCGGCGUAUUUGAUGUCACUGGAUAAGGGCAUGCCACAGUUACAUUUUUCAGCCAUGCAGGUGAUUUAUAGGAAGGCCAAAUCUUUAUUAUGUUUUAGAAGUUAAUUUGAUUUUGGUGCAGACAUUUUUGCAGAAAAUGAGGCUGUAAGAAUGUUUUUAUGCUCCGAAUCUGAGUGCAGCAAAUGGAAGAACGCCUAAAUGGGCUUACUAGCCGCGGAAUGCUACCCAGAACACGUCUACUGAAUUCAUAACCUGUGACUGCCCCAAAGGGAUUUAUUAAAAUUCAAAGCAUGCUGAUCCUAGACCGUUUGAUUUGAAACACAAAAUUAGGGAACUGACUUUGAUUUAGAAUGGGGGGGGGGGGGAGCCCUCUUCAUCACAAUGCAGAUCACUCUGAAGGUGCAUUCAAUUACCUGAUGUCCAGCAAAAUAGUAGAUGUGUGUUGAUAUAAGACUCAGCUUCAGAGAACUCUCUCUCUCUCUCUCUUCUGCUAUAUUACAGUUCCAAUAAAAAUGGGUUUGAUGUUCUGAAGGAUUUUACUUCUCAUGAAAAAUGUCACAGUCAUCGCACCAGGCAUUAAACCAUAUCAAUCCUUUGCAGUUUUGUUGGUGAUGCCCCACCCCAUUAAAAAGACCUAUUGAUAAAAUUGGGACAGAUACCAUAGAUGUCUCCUGCUCCCUUCUUUGUAAAAUGUGGUUAAUUGUACAGUGGUACCUUGGGUUAAGAACUUACCGGUAAUUUGUUCUGGAGGUCCGUUUUUAACCUGAAACUGUUCUUAACCUGAGGUACCACUUUAGCUAAUGGGGCUUCCCGCUGCAGCUGUGCCGCCGCUGUGCAGUUUCUGUUCUCAUCCUGAAGCAAAGUUAUUAACCAGAGGUACUAUUUCUGGGUUAGCAGAGUCUGUAACCUGAAGUGUCUGUAAACCGAGGUACCACUGUAUUGAAAAGUGUAGGCCAGGGGUUGGCAACCUAAGGCCCAUGGGCCACAAGCAGCCCACGGGGGUUGUUUAACCGACCCACGAGCCACCCCGAACCAAGCCACCUGCUUGGCAAGUCCCUGUGCACUGCGCUAAAUCAGCGCGACACGGGGACUUGCUUCCGCGGUCCUGUAAAUCACAUCUGCACAGACACAAAUGCUGGAAAUCACGGGGGUGCGCGCGAUCGGGCCCACAGGGGGAUCUCCACUGGAGUGAAGCAGCCCAGGUGAGGUAAACUUUGCCAUCCCCUGGUGUAGGCAGUGCCUGUGCCAGGCAAUUUUAUACUCCGGGCAACGAUAACUACUUGCACCACCACCCCAAAUCCCCCCCCCCCAAAUUCAAAUUUGAAAAUCAGAUGCCUUGUAGGAAAAAAGAAAAAACACAAAAUGUGAAACUGCUCAAUUUAUUUUCAAUUGCAAGAAUAAGUAAUACAACAAUCUCUGAUGAUCUUUCUCAAAUAGAAUAUUUUCACGCACGAAUCGCAUUGAAUAAUCUUGUGAAUGGUGAUGUUAAAAUUUAAGCUUCUUAAAAAAUUCUGUUUCAGGCGCAUCAAAAUAGCACUUUAUGUGCCUUUCCCUUUGUAAAUUUUGCCACCAGUUCCUUCAGGUCAGGCACUGAUGCUUGGGCGCAUAGCUGCCAAGCCAGCUAGCAUCUUUUGCAACAUUUAGGGGCUGCUCCUGCCGUGCAACCGAGUUGAAAUGAGAGGGAGGUAGCAGGAACUGGUUACUGAAUAGGGCAGCAAAUGUUGGCUCUCGGAGAAAGUGCGAGAAAAUGUCAUUUGGGGUCCACUUUAGGCAUAGGAUUCCGUAGGCGGGCAGCCACUGACAUGAUCUGAGGUGAUCCUGAUUUAUCUAUUAUGUAUGGGAGUUCCUGAAUACAGUGGUACCUCAGGUUACAUAUGCUUCAGGUUACAUACGCUUCAGGUUACAGACUCCGCUAACCCUGAAAUAGUGCUUCAGGUUAAGAACUUUGCUACAGGAAGAGAACAGAAAUCGUGCUCCGGCGGCGUGGCGGCAGCAGGAGGCCCCAUUAGCCCCAUUAGCUAAAUUCAGGUUAAGAACAGUUUCAGGUUAAGUAUGGACCUCCGGAACGAAUUAAUUACUUAACCUGAGGUACCACUGUACAGGAACAAGGGCACUAGAUCCUUAUUAAGCCUAGCUUGAAGAUUUUCUGGACAUGAUUCAAAUGACAGCACAAGGAAAUUCAAUUUUCAGAAAUUUGCUUAAGGAAUAUUUAAUACUGGGCAUGCUGCAACAAACAAACAAACCAAAAGCAAAAACCAAGGCUUACCUAUACCGCAUAAAGGGAAUUUUUAAUUUAGACUUCAGUUCCUAAACAGCCUUCGAAGUAUCUCUCCCCCUGUUGCCCACUGUUGGCACCCUUGCUCUAUAAUUUCAAUUGCUGACUAACUAUAUCCUAUAGGUGACUCAGCUUCUCUCUCGCCUGCUGUAUCACCGUUCUACUUUCUCUGCUUGUGCCUGCAACCUUGUGCCCAGUUAUGCACCCACUGAUCUCACUGGAACAUAGGCAUAUGUUAAAGGGCAUUAAGCGGUAGCCUAGAGUCAUUUUCAGAACUCUGACACACUAAGGGAAAGUAUUCAGCCAGUGUGGUGUAGUGGUUAGGGAGCAGUGGACUCGUAAUCUGGUGAACCGGGUUCACGUCUCCGCUCCUCCACAUGCAGCUGCUGGGUGACUUUGGGCUAGUCACACUUCUCUGAAGUCUCUCAGCCUCACUCACCUCACAGAGUGUUUGUUGUGGGGGAGGAAGGGAGAGGAUAUUGUUAGCCGCUUUGAGACUCCUUCGGGUAGUGAUAAAGCGGGAUAUCAAAUCCAAACUCUUUUUCUUCUUCUAUUCAACCACACAGGACCGGCAUGAGGAUCGCAGUGAUUCUCAAGUAGACCACAUGGCUUAUUUCAAGAGCUGUAGGAAAUCUGAAGGCUCAGCUUAUGCAGCCUGGGCCACUCAGGGACAGGAUGUGCAGAACCUUGUGCUAGAGAGGGACUGAAUAAAAGGUAUAUAUAUAUAUGUAUGUAUGCACAAUAUAUAGCUAUCUUGCGAGGUUGAUGCAUUGGUUUCACACGACUUUAACUGUAACGGUGUCCACUCAUAUAACACUGGGAAUUGUAUCAUGUAUGGCAAGGUGAUGCUAAGAAAUCACAUGAUGCUAAUUCCUAAACAGAGGGAAUUAUUAUAAAACCAGCUAUAAGGUUUGGAUAUGGGCUAACAGAAUCCUCAAAAUGGAAAAGGCCAGGAAAAAGUUUUCUUGAUUUCCUUCAGCGCUUUGGAUAAACAGAGAGCUGUUGUGUUUUCCACGUUUGUUUCAUUUUUAUUCCUUCACAAGCCAACGUGACCAAUAUAAGCAACAAAACUUUCCUUUAUUCCUUUGCCACUGCUUUCCCUUUUCAAGACAAGGCAUAUUUCUAGAUGCAUCCUGCUGAAAAAGAGUGCUGAAGAAUAAAGUAUUAUUUUGCUACAUAGAAUCAUAUGAGAUUCCGAUCAAUGUCGGCUGACAACAAAUGACCUUGGUUCAUCCAUUUUUCUGUGAUGCCCCAAUGAUGGUGUUCAUUGAUUGCAUGCCUCACAGAGACCAAGGAAUUUCUCCUUUCAACAGCUAUGUGAAAUAAGAUUCCAAUACCUCCUUACCACACUUACAUUUUGAAUGGGAAGAUAGAGCACACAGAGACUAGGGACUCAGCUGCAUUAGUCAAAAAACAGCAUUUUAAAUCCAUUAUAAACAUGCAACACCAGAUGGCGCUGUAGAGCACAAAACUCUUCUAUGCGAUUUUGCAUAGGUUUUUUCUUCCGUUAUAACGAUUUAAUUUAUGACUGACAUAGCAUUUCCCCCUGUGUGUAGAUCCACCCUAGGUGUGUCAUGCUGUAAAUGUGUGACACAGCCAGUACUACAAUAAUUUAUAAUAAUAAUAACUUACUACUUACACCCCACCCUUCUGGGCAGGCCUCCCCAGCCACUCUGAGCAGCUCCCAACAGAAUAUUAAAAACAUGAUAAAACAUCAAACAUAAAAACUUCCUUAAACAGGGCUGCCUUCAGAUGUCUUCUAAAAGUCAGAUUGUUGUUUAUUUCCUUGACAUCUGAUGGGAGGACGUUCCACAGGUUGGGCGCCACUACCGAGAAGGCCCUCUACUUGCUUACCUGUAACCUCACUUCUCGCAUUGUGGGAACUGCCAGAAGGCCCUUGGAACUGGACCUCAGUAUCCGGGCUGAAUGAUGGGGGUGGAGACGCUCCUUCAUGUAUACUGGGCCGAGGCUGUUUAGGGCUUUAAAGGUCAGCACCAACACUUUGAAUUUUGCUCAGAAACGUACUACUCAAACACUGCUCCAAUCGAAACGUCAUCUGGUCAGAAACAUAAGAUUCAAUUUAUAACAUUGUUUGCCCAUUUUAUCACAUGCUUUCUUUAAGGCAAUGCGGAAGAAACUCAGUUCAUCAGAUAUUGCCCCUCCAAAAAGUAAAUAAAUUGGGGUGUAGUGCAGUUCAUUUCAAGUCCACUUAUGAAUUAAACUGGACUCCAUUGCAUGCUCUACAUCAGUGAUUCUCAAAGGGUGUGCCACACCACGUUGUGUGGAAGGAAAGGGUGGCAAGUGUGGCGGGGAGAAUUCAAGGACAAUCAAUACUAUAUUUGGGAAUGAAUCAUGUUCUUAUGUAGCUGCAUUUUUAAAAAAUACUUUCUGGAUGUCCCGUGACCGCAUUUUAAAGUUGUUGCAUUCUGUGUUAUAUAUCAAGCCCUGCUCAUCGUUCCUUUUUGUUUUCCAAUGUAUUUCUUAUCAGUAAAAAAAUCGGCAUUGCAUGAGCAAAUUUUUAUUCUGGACCUGUGGUCCGUGUGUGUGGGGGGGAAGACAACCACUGCUCUAUGGCAUCAUUAAGCAUGUUAUGAGGUCUGAUCCUUCUGCCAACCCACUGUGAGCAUCCAGCCCUGCUUAUCUGGCUGCUGCUCUGGUGGUGGCAGGAGAAAAAAGAGCUGGGAAAGGUCUCUCUUUCUCCCCUGGCACCUGGACGGUUGCUAUAGCAGUUGCCCGGAGUCAGCUAAUCCCAAUUGACUAGAACCUCCAGCCAACAGAGUCUUCCAUCAGCCAGACCAAUAAGAGAACUAACCCAUUGGGUUACUGGCUGAAUGGUCCCUGCUGUUGUACGUCUAAGGGUAACAUCCAGUUCUGCCCUAUGGCCUCCUGAACCUCCAGGCACACCCAGCAUUUCAUAGAUCUGGAGCAGAAUUUCAUUAAAACCCCCCAUAAUGGAAGUCUCAUUCCAGAAUGAGCCUGUGUCAUGAAAAGACACCUCAGCAUAUGUGAAGCGACAAAUGUAGCUUAAUUUCCCUUCAAAAUUGACGACAAAUUCCUGUUAGCUGCCGACAUGUGUAAUGAAUGCAUUGAUACAUGCCACACAUUAGCAAAGAUCUCACAAGUCUUAGGUAAAUUGGAUUGCCUUUGUUUUGAUUGCAUUUUACUGCUUCUGCCUCUCCUGCCUCUGGUCUGGCUUUUUUGAUCAUGCCAGGUUGGUCCCUUUGUGGUUAACACCUUUUGAAUCGUGAACUCUCUGAGGAGGAAGGCUUGAGGCACCAAACAAGACACAAAAACACUGACAAUGUCAAAGGGAACACACUUAAAUGCCGCCACAUCCUCAUUGAUGAGAAAAUCCUCUGCUAAUUGCAUUAAUCUAUUGAUUCCCCCCCCCCCCCAAAGGGCUGGUCCUUUGGCGGGUUGCACAUCCACACAUGGCCCUCCUGGCGUUCUGGUUCAGUGUUUCAGUACAACAUCUGAUGUGCAAGAAGGUCUCCCUGAAAAGGAAGGGAACGACUUUGUGUGAGAGACCUUCAGUGGCACAGACAGUUAGAGAUACAUGCAUGGUUCCUCAGCCUAGACCAGGGGUCAGCAAACUUUGUUAGCAGGGGGCCGGUCCACUGUCCCUCAGACCUUGUGGAGGGCUAGACUAUAUUUUGGGGAAAAAAUAAAAAAAAUAACGAAUUCCUAUGCCCCACAAAUAACCCAGAGAUGCAUUUUAAAUAAAAGCACACAUUCUACUCACGUAAAAACAUGCUGAUUCCCAGACUGUCCACGUUCCGGAUUUAGAAGGCGAUUGGGCCGGAUCCGGCCCCUGGACCUUAGUUUGCCUACCCAUAGCCUAGACCAAUACAGGUUGACAGUGAAAGUUCAAAAAGUGACAUGAAUGAAUUAUUGAGGGGGGGGGAGAGUCUUUGCCCUUUUGGUGAGAUUCCCUGGAAAAAUAACACCGUAUUUUUCCAUGUAUAAGAUGACCCCUAUUUUUGGGAGCCCUCAACAGUUGUUGAGCUUCUUCUGUAAGUUCGCUGAGCUGUUGAGCAGCUUUUCGGUGAUCUGCCGCUCUGGCUGAUGAAACUGGUGCCGUAAUGCACCACAUACUGGCACUCACCAAAUACUCUUCCUAAACUGGGAAGAGCAGGUAGACAGCCUCCUCUCCAACAUUUCCCUGCUACCGCCACAGCAGCAGCCCUCGCUUACUUAGCAUAUUAACCCAUGUAUAAGACGACCCCCAAUUUAUCACAUUUUUUUUUUUUAAAAAAAGACUGUCUUAUACAUGGAAAAAUACGGUAAUUUUGCAUUUGUGAUACCUCACCCUCCGAGACAGGUCUUCUUUACAAAGCUCUGGUAAUGUCUAUGUGAGGAUGGAGAAGAGAAACACAGGAUUACAGCUAUGGGCGUUUUAAAACCUCUGUGUUUUUUAUGAAAUAACAUUUUCUUUAAUUGUACAAUUAGCAGUGGCACAUCUACCAUAUGCCAGAUUGAUUAGCUCACAGUUAGCCAGAUGAAAAAUCAUUGCCUGGGUUUCAGAGUCCAUUAACAAGCCACCUCUUCAAAGUGCACACAUUCUAACGGUGAUUUGAAGUUGCAGGGGGAAAACAAAUCAAUUACGACUUGCUGGAUGCAUGAGCCACAUCCUUCCGGGUCCCAGGUUUUCCAGCGGCGUUCCAGAGUAGAACCCCUUCUGACAAUCAUUCAUGCUUUAUUCUUUCUUUUGCACGAACAAGAGAAUCCAAGGAGUCCUUGAAAACACCAACCUCUGAUCCUGGGGAAAUGGAGUCAGAUGGCUUUAAUUUUGCCUCCAACAACAAACCCAACCGGCCAAGAACGGAACAGCCUGCCAGAUUCUGAUAAGCUGUCAGCUUUUGCUCUACCCUAAAUCAUACAAAAGAGGUGGAGGCAAGAGCAUUAAGGCUUGUUGCGCGGAGCUUAGAGAACACCAGUCAAAGACUACAUGACCUUUAAAAAGAUCUAAUAGUUUUCUCUGGUCACCCUCCUCAAAGGGGAUUAAAUUGCCCCUCUUGAAGGAUUUAUUCGAAUCACAAAAGCUGCUUGUGUUCACACUUCCCAUAUCUGGAUCCUUUUGCGUGCUGGAUGCUGUUGAACCCCAUGCUGCUAUGGACACAUCUGUGCUGCUUAUUCCUGCUGUUCCAGCCAAACUCCUCUCUUGGCUGAACGGCAAUAGGUCCAGACUAGAGAUUGCUCACCAUAAAGAUUUGCAAAAGCUUUUGUUGUGGAACUUCAUAGCUUUGCGGCUGCAAAGAGAAAAGAAGCACGAUGCUAAAAGCAAGCUACCAAACAAUCUAGAUUUGUAGAUAAAUGGUGUGUCAGUGUAGUGCUUAGAGGGUCGGCCUAGAACAUUGGAGACCCAGGUUCGAAUUCCUAGUUUGCUGCGGAGCUCAAUGGGUAACCUUGGGCCAGUCACCACCUCAUAGCACAAACCUACUUUGCAGGGUUGUUGUGAAGAUUAUAAUGGAAAGAGAGAGAACUGUAUGCCACAUUGAGCUCCUUGGAGGGAAGGUAAUAAUAAAUAAAUUUUGAUUUUUAAAAAUGAACAUAAACUAGUCUUUCCAAAAGCCUCUCAGAGGGUUAGGGAGGCCACCUCCAAUUGGAAACAACAAGUAAGUAGUGCCAGAUUUCAAACACCUCUCAAGUCCCAUAGGACACAGUCAUUAAUGUUUGGUACGCCUACUAACCCUCUGGAAGGAUACCUUCCAACAUUUUUCUGAUAAAAACAGUGCCGUCCUCUCCAACAUUUCUCUGAUGAAAAUAGGGACGUCCUAUUCCAUAUCCUCCAACAUUUCUCCAGUGAAAACAGAGAUGUCCCCUCCAACAUUUCCCUGACGAAAAUAGGGACAUCCUAUUCCAUACCCUCCAAUAUUUCUCUGAUGGAAAUAGGGAUGUUCUACCACACCCUCCAACAUUUCUCCAAUAAAAAUAGGGAUGUCCUGUCAGUGUUUGAAAAAGGAAAGGUUCUGACCUCCUUUUUACUCCUUUGCCUAGUCCUCAGACCUUAGUUGGCGCAAAAGAGUCUUUGAGAAAGAGUAUUCUUGCAGAGUAUUGCUGCUUUUAUUCUUAAAAAGUCUUCUUCUCCAACCACAACCGACAGCUUUUACACACACCAAACGCAACCAGUUUUCUACCAUCCAACCAACCCACACCAAACACUAACAUUGACCACUCUAUAUAUACAGGUACAAUUUGGAGAAAGGUUGCAUGAGUCGUUGUAGGCUGCUGACUCAUGCUGACUUAGUUCUUUUAGCAUUAAAGAAACAGGGGCCAAUUUUUAGCCAUGACAUGUCCUAAGGAAAAGCAGGAGAUUGUGGGAUCAAAUCAGAAACCCAGGUUUCUGUAAAUCUGGGACUGUCCCUGGAAAAUAGGGACACUUGGAGGGUCUGGGAAAGGCUUUUUUGGGAUGGAUACACGGAGGUACAGAGGAUGCAGUGGGGAAGUUAGGAAGAGAAAGACUGGUUUCAUGAGUGCCUUUUACUCCCGUCAUGUUUGAUACAACCCAGUACCCCUUCCCUUUCCAUUUCUCCAUAUUUAAUUCAUUGCAGUGCUGCAUUUGACAAAACUCUAUAUCCUUGCCUGAAUUUAUUGAAUUAAAAGUUAUCUUUUCUUUAGGAUCUUAUGCCUUAUAUCAACCAGCCUUUUAAGUAGUGAUCUUAAUACAGUACACAGGCAUUUUCAUUUCAGUGUCAAUUAAAUCCAUUAUGCUUAACAGUUUAUAUCAUGCUCUAUCUUAUGUGGUGUUAAGUUAGGGCCAGCCUAUCCAUGAGGCAGGCUGAGGCACCUGCCUCAGGUGGUAAAACACCAAGAGGUGGCAGCCUAUCCACCCUACCUUUGGAGAAGUGGCGGCGGCAGCUUUCAGCAAGAUUGUUAGAGAUCACACUGAAAUCUCAUGAUAUCUUGAGCUUCUUCUUCUUUGGUGAUCACUCAUAGCUGAGUAAGGUUGUCUUCCAUGAACAUGGUUUGAACAGUGAGUUCGUAAGUGACUGUGGAGGCCAAUUCUAGAUCCACAAGUCCUUCCACAGUGGGAACAUAGGUUUCUGGGUGAGAGUUGAUCACGGUGAGGGUUUGCCAAGCGUGCCUUCUUCUUAGGAUGUUUCUCCCUUUUGUCCUGAGUUUGAGCAUCUUCGAAGCUCAUGACAUCUUUGGUAAAGGCUGUUCUCCAGUUGGAGCACUCACAGGCCGGUGUUUCCCAGUUGUCGUUGUUUAUGCUACAUUUUUUAAAGAUUUGCCUUGAGAGAGUCUUUAAACCUCUUUUGUUGACCACCAGCAUUACGCUUUCCAUUUUAAAGUUCGGAAUGGAGUAGUUGAUUGGAAGACGAUAAUCAGGCAUCCGCAUAACAUGACCAGUCCAACGAAGUUGAUGUUGAAGAAUCAUUGCUUCAACACGGGUGAUAUUUAUUUCUUCCAGGACACUGGCAUUAGUUCUCCUGUCUUCCCAAGUGAUGUGUUAAACACCGUUGAUGGAAUCUUUCAAGGAGCUGGAGAUGGCGUUUAUAAGUGGUCCAUGUUUCACAAGCAUACAGUAAGGUUGGUAGUACAGUAGCUUUGUAAACAAGCAUUUUGGUUUCCCUGCGAAUGUCCUGGUCCUCAAACACUCUGCACUUUAACUGGGAGAAAGCUGCACUUGCAGAGCUCAGGUGGUGCUGGAUUUUGGCAUCAAUGUCGGCCCUUGUGGAAAGAUAACUGCCCAGGUAGGAGAAGUGAUAGACAAGUGAUAGACACUGUCCAACAUUACACCAUUGAGUUGGAUUUGCUGCAGAGUGGUUGUUUUGUGCUUGUUGGUACAGCACCUUGGUUUUUGGGAUGUUGAGCGAUAGGCCAAGCUUUUUGUAAGCUUCAGCGGAUAUAUUUAGGAUGGUUUGGAGGUCAUCUUCUGAGUGUGCACACACUACGUUGUCAUCAGCAUACUGAAGCUCUAUGAUGGAAGUCUUGAGCACUCUGCAAGAUCUUGCCAGAACCCAUCGUCAUCAGCACUGGUUUGUGGGCACUGCCCACAACCCAGGUAAGGGAGGCUUCAGUGGGAAGGGGGAGCUUUGGGGUGGUGCUGGGGGUACGGCACCUUCCUGUUUUACCCCAGGCUGCAAAAUAGGAUGUGCCGCCCCUGUGCUAACUAAAUUGACCCCCCAUACAGUUCCACCAGAUACAUUUAAAUUACAACCCUCUUUCAAACUAUAACACAAUACCAAAGUGAUACCAAGAAAAACGAAGCCUUAUAUAUAUAAAAACUUUUUCUUUCAUUGAGUAACUGGACCUAUCUGUACAUAUAACAUUUUAAAGGUGAUUUGAAGAACUAAUACAAAAUAUUUCCCGCAUCUCUUUUUAAUUCCGUUUUCAGCCUCUUGUAAGUCAGAUAGCAACUGAUAUAUUAUUGAUAAUGCCGUUACCUGGCACAUCGUUAUAACAAAUUAUUUGGGAGCGAAAAGCUUUCGGCAAACAUGUAGAAUUAAUUGUAUUUGCAGAUCAGGAUCUGCAGUGUAAGCUGGUCUUGUCUCUCGGCUGUUAGCGCUUAACAUUUAAUUAGUCAAGAACUUUGCUCAUUAAACAGAAGUGUUCAUCAAUGAAAAGAGAACCUGCUGAAUAGAGAGAUAUGGUGGACUCUUAGCAGGUUUAGGCUGAAAUUGAAAGUGGCAGGGGAAUUGCAAAAGCAUUUAGCUGCCUCAGCCAAUGCCUUGCUUGGUGCAUGUUGGCAGAGUGGAACUGAGGGUGGGGGGAAAGCUAUGGGUCAAUUUCUGGCCCCGCCCUUUCCAUUGAAAUCAAUGGGAGGAGAAGGAGAGGCACACCUGCCUUUUUCACCUGGUUUGGGGUGUGUACUAAGGGACCAGGAAUCCUUAAAAACCGUUGGAACCUAUCCGCUUCCAAGAAUACCCCUGGCAUAUCCCUUUGUGGUCCUUCAGAUGUCAGAGCUCUGACACUGGUUGGGGCACACUUUGGAAGAGCAUGAAGCAUCAAAGAGGUAGGCUCCUACAUCAGAUCUCCCUCUCCAGGAUUGGACCUCUACCUCCAUUGUCCAAUACUCUUCCAGGUACCAUAGAUGUCGCUUAGAGUUCAGAUUUUACUUCUGUAGUAGUUUAGUAGUAGAGAAUCAGAAGAAUCUUUAUUUGCAUCAGCCACUAGCCAUAGCAAUAAAAUAAAAUGUACUGAAGAUAGAGGUAAAAACUUAACUAUAGAAAAUUCGUUUUGGGGGUUUACAUCAAUAAUCAAAUAAUAGAUCUUCUUCUAAUUGCCCCCGCUAAAAACCUUGCAGUUUUUGCUGUCACCUGAUCAUCUUGAACUGCUAAAAGAAAGGACAUGGUAGCAAUGGUUUAGCGACCCGGCAUGAACAAUAGUAGAGGGGUAAUAACCUCACUCCUCAAAUCUUUAUGAAGAGUGCAAGCCAGAAGCACAUAAGCCACUGACACAUAGUACAGUGGUACCUUGGGUUACAGACGCUUCAGGUUACAGACUCCGCUAACCCAGAAAUAGUACCUCGGGUUAAGAACUUUGCUUCAGGGUGAGAACAGAAAUUGCGCAGCGGCGGCAUGGUGGCAGUGGGAGGCCCCAUUAGAUAAAGUGGUGCCUCAGGUUAGGAACAGUUUCAGGUUAAGAACUGACCUCCAGAACGAAUUAAGUUCUUAACCCGAGGUAUGUUUUAAUUUAAUUUUCAUUUUCUCCUCAGGCAUGGAACCUAAAAACAGCCACUAACCCUCUAUUCCAGUGUUUCAUAUCAAGUCCAAAGGGCAUACAAUUGUUCCUUUAAAUUCUCGGGAGCAUAAGGUAGGAUGGCUACUUCCAACCAUGAACAUGAUUUAUAAAGGGUUAUGCAAAUGAAGGAGGAAGGCAAGGCUGGCUCAGUGGCUGCCAUUUCCUUCUAUGGAACAAAGUGAGCUGCUUACUGAUUUUUUUAUGCGGUACCUCUUCCACUCAAUUUGUGAACUUGGUGUAGAUUUACAUGGCUUAGAUCUCAUGAAAUUUACCACAUGGGAAUCCUGUCUCUUGCAAGUUCUGUCCCCAUUGAUGGGCUCCAAUUAUGUACAAUGAAAAGAAUUAAACUGAGAUAAAUGGCAUAAUAUAGAUGGGGGAAAAACAGCCUAUUACAUGAUAGUUAUAUUAAUUGCAUGCCCUUGGGAAUCCAUCUUUAGAUGUUUAUUGCAGAAGAUUCCCACCUGCAAUGCUUCUUGGUCUAGACUGUAGAGCAAAUUUACAUGGACCCAGCAUGUAUCUUGGCCACAGGUACAUUUUCAAGGUAUGCUCUGCAUCAGAAGCGGGGUAAAGGAAAUUGUUGAUGCGGCUGUUGCUUAGCAAUCUUUUGGAAGUUUAGGUGAAAUCUGUUAAUUAGUUGGAGAAAGACUGUGACCUUUGAUGUGUUGCUUAGCAACCGACAGCACCAGGGAUAUGGAAACGGGGAAAGUUUUGUUCAGGAGGAUACAGUGAGAGUCAGUCUGAGUCAAGACAUUAAACAAAAAACGUGGACUCCUUGGAGGAUGUAUUUACAAAACGUUUUGAAGCUUUGCCAAUGUCAGAAUUUCUAUAGGAAAUAACAUUGGGGCUCACUCUCUGAAUGCCAGCACCUUUCCCACAAUAGAAGCAAAUUAAUUGCUUUGCAAGUUCCUCUUAAUUCGGUUUUGGAAUCCAGGACAACACUAAUUAUGAUGUGGUUAAUCAGAUGAAGAGUAAAUUAAAAGUUUGAUUUGCCUAUUAAUUUUUUUAAGCAUAUCUCUUGAUCAGGGGUCAGCAAACUUUUUAUGCGGGGGGCUGGUUCACUGUCCCUCAGAACUUGUGGUGGGCUGGACCAUGCGCGCGCAUGCACACAUACAUGUCCACACGCACAUGCCUUCCCUCCUUCCCUCAGAGACAGAGCAGCUGAGAUACUCACCGUGUUCAGACAGAGCGGAUUGGGCUGGGCUGGGGAGGGGGUGCCCUGCUGGUGCUGGGUCUCGGCUUGCGUGGAGGGGCCACAGCCGCCCUGCUGGGAAGGGCCCCUACCCCAGGGUGUCCAUGACCGUGCUGCUAAUGUGCCACCACCCAGCAGCACAGAAGAGUCCUCCUCCUGUGGUGUAGUGGUUAGGAGCAAUGGACUUGUAAUCUGGUGAACCGGGUUCGCUUCCCCACUCGUCCACAUGCAGCUGCUGGGUGACCUUGGGCUAGUCACACUUCUCUGAAACCUCUCAGCCUCACUCAACUCACAGAAUGUUUGUUGUGGGGGAGGAAGGGAAAGGAGAUUGUUAACCGCUUUGAGACUCCUUAGGGUAGUGAUAAAGCGGGAUAUCAAAUCCAAACUCUUUUUCUUCUUCCUCCUCCCUCCUCGCAGGCUCUCUUCCUGCCCCUUCGCUUCUCCUCCCUUCUCGGAGCUAGACAUCAGCAAGGCGCCCUGCCAUGCACCUCACCCUGAUUGGAGCAGCGAGUCUCCGGAAGGGGUCAGCAUGGGCCGCCGGCUCAUGUCAAACAGGCCAAUGGAGGGGAGGCCUAAGGUUGCUAAGGCUUCAGAUUGGCCAGCGUCAUGGAAGUCUGAGCAAUCUCAGAGCAUGCUGGGAGAAAUAGUCCAGGGUUUUGGGUUUUUUUUGCAAAAAAUAGUGCCCGAAAAAGAAAGAAAAAGAAAAGGCAAUCGCGCCGAUCCAAGUGGCGAUUGCAGAACCAUUUGCGGGCUGGAUUCAGAGGGCAAUUGGGCCAGAUCCGGCCCACGGACCGUAGUUUGCCGACCCCUACUUUUGAUCCUUCAGCUCUAAAUCUGACUAUAGGAAUUUGUUUUUAAAACACAAACUUCUGACUUUUGUGGCGCAGCAACUUCAAAAGUGUUGAUGCCUGGAUAGUUUUAGAGCAGCUCUUUGUGGGUUAGCAGACUGCAGAAAAACGAGACCACCUGGUGGCUUGGAAUUUUAAAUACAGUGCUGGGCAGACAUUUAACGAAAGAUGCUUAAGAGUGCUACAGCAGGCAUGUCCAACUUCAAGUAGGCUGUGAUCUACCAUCCAGUAUAAAAAACCGACAGUGAUCUACCACACUCUCCCAUUGUCAUUCUUCAACUUAAACAUAUUACAGUAUAUUUGGCUGAGCUUAUGAUAGAAAUGAUAGAAAUAAUAACAAAUGAUAGUCACUUCCAUAAAACCUGAAAAGUUCAUUAUAAAUCAAUAUAUUUUUAAAAUACAUGCUUUGUAUACUUGUAAUUGUGUGUUUCUAUAAUACUUAAAGAAAAUAAUAUUGAGGACAGGGUCCUCCAUAAUCAGUGGUUCACAGAAGCUCGUGCCGUAAUAAAAGUCUUUAAAGUACCCCAGGACUCUUGCUGUUUUCCAAAUGAGUCAGGGGCACAUGUCAACCACAGUGGUUUCCCCCAUAGUUCGAAACUCAACUGCAGAGUUGACAGCCUUCAAGCACCACCUUAAGAACUGGACGAAACCUGUAGAAGCCCUUUCCCCUGAUAUGCCCUGUGUUGAUGCAAACAGCAGUUGUUGUUUUAAACAGAUCUACAACCCAAUCCUAUACAUCUCUACCCACAAGUAGGUCCCAUUGAUCUUACGUAGUUACAUGUAGGAUUGGAGCUUGGAAUCUGCACUGGUUUCAGUCUCGGUCUUAAAAUGGAGUGUAGGAACAGCUAGGAGACUUAGAAUCAUAGAAUCAUAGAGUUGGAAUAGACCACAAGGGCCAUCGAGUCCAACCCCCUGCCAAGCAGGAAACACCAUCAGAGCACUCCUGACAUAUGGUUGUCAAGCCUCUGCUUAAAGACCUCCAAAGAAGGAGACUCCACCACACUCCUUGGCAGCAAAUUCCACUGUUGAACAGCUCUUACUGUCAGGAAGUUCUUCCUAAUGUUUAGGUGGAAUCUUCUUUCUUGUAGUUUGGAUCCAUUGCUCCGUGUCCGCUUCUCUGGAGCAGCAGAAAACAACCUUUCUCCCUCCUCUGUGUGACAUCCUUUUAUAUAUUUGAACAUGGCUAUCAUAUCACCCUUUAACCUCCUCUUCUCCAGGCUAAACAUGCCCAGCUCCCUUAGCCGUUCCUCAUAAGGCAUCGUUUCCAGGCCUUUGACCAUUUUAGUUGCCCUCCUCUGGACACGUUCCAGUUUGUCAAUGUCCUUCUUGAACUGUGGUGCCCAGAACUGGACACAGUACUCCAGGUGAGGUCUGACCAGAGCAGAAUACAGUGGCACUAUUACUUCCCUUGAUCUAGAUGCUAUACUCCUAUUGAUGCAGCCCAGAAUUGCAUUGGCUUUUUAGCUGCCGCGUCACACUGUUGGCUCAUGUCAAGUUUGUGGUCAACCAAGACUCCUAGAUCCUUUUCACAUGUACUGCUCUCAAGCCAGGUGUCACCCAUCUUGUAUUUGUGCCUCUCAUUUUUUUUGCCCAAGUGCAAUACUUUACAUUUCUCCCUGUUAAAGUUCAUCUUGUUUGUUUUUGCCCAGUUCUCUAAUCUGUCAAGGUGGUUUUGAAGUGUGAUCCUGUCCUUGAACAACAACCUUCUGCAGGAACGCAUGAGCCAUGUUGGUGACCUCUCAUCAUCACUACUUUGUGACCUUUUAGUUAGCCUGAUAAAGGUAUUAUCCUGCUGUUGGCUUUUUAAUUUAUGGGGCAGUUCAUAUCUCAGUAAUAUAAUGGGCAUUGACUUCCCCCUGCUCAACCUAUAUAUUCCUUUGGGUGUUUGUUUUCUGCAAGUACAAUGCAUGUCAUGAGAUUUGCUCAACUUUGUGAUUUAUCAGAAGUUCUCCCAACAACGACUACAGGGGAAAUUAAAUCCAUAACUUUUUUUAAAAGAAAAAAAAUUCUGCUUAUAAGUGGCGAUUUCUUUAUUAGCAGCUGUUCAUCAGCGUGCACAAGAAAAAAAACAAGCUAUAGGGUGCCAUCAACAGCUGAUACCUCUUAUGGUAAAAUAAUGACACUGAAUAUUUUCACCCAAUUACAAUUCUUAUAUUUCAGUGGCUGGCAGUGAGAAAUAAAUGAGGCUACAUAUUGGCAUGAACUCAAAGGUGUUCUAUAGCAUUGUGCUGUAAUAUAAACUUGCAUAAUCAAGUGAAUUAAUUAACAGAUAUCAUUCUAGUGUUUCCAAGGACACGUCUAUAGCUACACACUUAAAGCAGGUCGAUCCCAGUGUAGUCUCCAUAGCUUCCCCCACAGAAUCUUGGGAACUGUAGUUUGAUGAGGGUGCUGAGAAUUCUCUGUUAAAGUUCGGCCUCCUCCCCGACAGAACCAUAGCCCCAUGUUUUCCCUAAGGAGACAAAAUGGCCACUGAAACAAUUUACAUCUUUAGAGAUCUCCUGUGAAACUCUAGGCCCACACUGGAGGUUUUUAAGCAGAAGGUGGAUAGCCAUCGGCCAUGUUUGAUCUAGUUGAGAUUCCUGCAUUGCGGGAAUUGUGCUAGAUGACCCUCAGGGUGCCUUCCAAUUCUACGAUUCCAUGAUUAUAUAUAGGUAAAGGUAAAGGGACCCCUGACCAUUAGGUCCAGUCGUGACCGACUCUGGGGUUGCGGCGCUCAUCUCGCUUUAUUGGCAGAGGGAGCCGGCGUACAGCUUCCAGGUCAUGUGGCCAGCAUGACUAAGUCGCUUCUGGCGAACCAGAACGCCGUUUACCUUCCUGCCGGAGCGGCACCUAUUUCUCUACUUUCACUUUGAUGUGCUUUCGAACUGCUAGGUUGGCAGGAGCAGGGAGCGAGCAACGGGAGCUCACCCCGUCGCGGGGAUUCAAACCGCCGACCUUCUGAUCGGCAAGUCCUAGGCUCUGUGGUUUAACCCACAGUGCCACCUGCGUCCCCAUGAUUAUAUAUAGUGUGGCUUAAUUCACACUCUUGGAGCAUCUGGAGCUUACUUGCUCUGUCUUGUUUUUGUUUGGCAUUUCAUUCUGAUCCUUUCCUUUUUUCCUGUGUGCAGCUUCCAUUAGCACAACUUAGUUGCCUGCUCUGGGGUGGUUUCCCUCCCUCUGUGUAAUCUGGGAGUGCUCCUAGAUCCAAUACUGUCACUGGAAGCACAAGUGACACAGGGAUAGCCUGGCCAUGGCGACCCAUAGCACUGGUAACUUCGCAGCUGGAUUUCUGCAAUGCAAUCUAUGUGGGGCUGCCCUUGAUGUUGUUGCUUUGGAAAUAAUGUUGCUUUGGGAAGAGAGGCGAACUGGUGCCAGUGUACUGGAAGAAGCAAUGAUCACCAGUGCCGAAGCAAUGUUUCUUCAACGUCGACUUCGUUGGACUGGUCAUGUUGUGUGAAUGCCUGAUUCUCGUCUUCCAAAGCAACCACUCUAUUCCAAACUUUAAAAUGGUGGUCAACAAUGCUGGUGGUCAACAAAAGAGGCUUAAAGACUCUCUCAAGGCAAAUCUAAAAAAAUGCCCCCCAAUUUAUCGUCAUACCAGCUGUGUGAGGUUUUGGCUAAUUUGAGAGAUAGUGACUAGGUUUGGGUCACCUAGUGAGCUUCAUAGCUAAGUGGAGAUUUGAACCCCAGUUUCCCUGCUCCUAAACUGUUGUAACCUGCCCUGGGACAAGUGUAAAAGGGGGGGGGCGGUUACUGGGCUGUUGUUUUUAUUUUGAUUAUAUAUUUUUUUGUUUUAUGUUUUGAUUUGAUUAUACCUGAAGGAGUAUCUCCACCUGCAUUGCUCAGCCCAGACACUGAGGCCCAGCUCUGAGGGCCUUCUGGCGGUUCCUUCGCUGCGAGAAGUGGGGUUACAGGGAACCAGGCAGAGGGCCUUCUCUGCAGUGGCGCCCACCCUGUGGAAUGACCACCCGUCAGAUGUCAAGGAGAUAAACAACUGCACAACUUUUAGGAGACAUCUGAAGGCAGCCCUAUAUUGGGACGUUUUUGAUGUUUUAUAUUUUAUUAUGUUUUUAAAUGUUUUGGAGGCUGCCCAGAGGGACUGGGGCAACCCAUCCAGAUGGGGGGACAUUAUUAUUAUUAUUAUUAUUAUUAUUAUUAUUAUUAUUAAGCUUCACCUGUAGAACUGCAUCAUUUGACUUCAGACUAUUGCCUCAAUCAUGUUAUCUCUCCUUUGAGGAUUAAAAAAAAAAAUACAUUCAGGUUUAUUUUCUGCGCAGUCCCCCUCCCCCUAAUUUAGACAGAGCUCAGGGGAAACCUCCCCCAGGACCCCUCUCUCCCGUAAAACCUGCCUGAGGGGAAUUUGAUACACCCGACUCUAUGAGAUUUCCCUGUCUUGCAACUGCAGAACAGUAUUGCUGUAAUUCAAUUUAUAGCACCGUAAAGCAUAGCAUUAACAACAACAGGAGCCAGAGACCAAAAUCAUAAUGGGAUUUAUGCAAAUCUCGUUUCCACCUGAGAUGCCAUGGAAUUACUAUUUGUAGAAAUUAUCAUUUCAUCUUGUCACAUUGUAACAUGUUGUGUCCUGGCUUUUGUACCUUGUUUCACCAUGUUAAAUCCUGAGGAGGAGGUGGAAAUGACUGCAAUAUAAAAACUCAUCGGCCUGCAGUGAGCUUUGCAUUUCAGGCAAACAAGCCGUGUCAGACGUCAGGAAUAUGCCAGAUGGUGUGAGAGAUGUUGCUUUGAGGUUCCUACCUGGGGCAGGAAGGAUGAAGGAUUUUCUUGUUAGGAAAAAAUAAAAGUGAGAGAGAUUGAUGCUUAUCCAUUCUCUGUUUAUACUUCUGAAACCUGUCUUCUGUUUAAAAACAACUGGGGAGCCAACAGUGAAUUGGGUGCUUUCCCUGCAGUCUCAGCACCUGAGAUUUAUUUAUUUUUUGCCUCCAACACUUCACAGCUUUUCAAUUUUCCAUAAGGGUGUAUGAAAUCCCAGGGUCAUGCAGAUGUCAAUCAAAAUCCCCAUACUGUGCUUUCCUUCCCCUUCUCUCCCCUGCUUGAUUAUUUACCCCUCAUAUCUCUGUUUUGAGCUCAUCACCUCUGGGUGUUGUCUAAGAAAAUGCUGUGUUUCUGGCUCCAGCUGUUUGCAAAUUACACAUUCCUGGCAGUGGAGCUGACAAAAGGUUGCCAUUUCUUGUUUUAUCUGGUGGAACCCAUGUUCGACAUUUGGCUCCUUCCAAUGGUGGUGAGAUCACGGGACGCUCCUUUCUCUUCUGUUUCGGAAAAAGGAACCAGUACUAAAAAAGAGGUUUCAUCGUUACUGCCAUGCUGUAUCAUUUGUUUGUUAGCAGCAAAAGGAGAGGCAAAACCGAAAAUGAUUCUGAAAAGUGCCUUUAUCAGGUAAUAAUAGCCCUACUAAAUCAGUGAGAGAGAUGCUUCUUUGACAGGAGAAUCGUGCAGUCUUCUGGCCCCGAGGAAGGUUGUCAUCAGAGAAAAUGCACUCGACAUUUUAUUGUUUUAUUAAGAGCUAUUGUUAUUUGAUGAAUAUAUUCUUUCCGGUGCUGUCUUUGAGACUUUUCUGUUGUUUCCUUUGAAGCACUGGGCAGGUGGGAAUCAUAAAAUCGUAAAACCACAACGCUUGCAUGGAAUGUUGUGGGAAAUUAAAAGUGUGGCUAAACUCAGCUGGCUGGUGAUGCUCAGAGUGCCAGGUUAGGAGGGGAAAUUGAGGUAGGCAUCAGGUAUUGGGCCCUUGCCAGGCUUAUGAGCUCCUGGCACCUGUCCAAGGAUUUCACACACUGACCCUGGACCUGCAUAACAUAUUUGCACCAAGCCUGCACAAUUUCUCACAUAUCCAACCAAAUGCCACCCACUAGGUAAAUUGGGUCCUCCCUUAAAGAGGGCAUGUAUUGCGGUGAGACCUGGAAACCGAUACCCUGUGUUGUGGGUGGGUACGAUUGGUCAGCCACAACACCCGAUUGGUAGGUCCCUUGUAGCUGGGUGCAAUCUGGCUAAUGGGACGCAGUCCAAACGGUUUGAGGAACCUAUUUAAACCCAUGCACGUGACCCAGAGCUUCCUCUUUCGGCGCGUGCAUUCGGAACACCCGCCCACCUCUCCCUACUUUUAGGGCUUUGUGCUUGACCUUGCUAUGCCGUUGUGUGUUGUCUGUCAUUGGGACGGGCAUGGCAGGAAUUUCCGCACUUUGCUGAUUUGCUGUUGCCAUUUCACCUGCCGCGUAGUAAAUCGUCACAAUUUGUAAGGUUGCGGAUAGGCUCUGGUUCAGGUGAAAGGGAUAGGAGAACACUCUCGCCAUCCCUAUGUGAAGGGUAUUCUGUUAAAGGAAUCCAGGGACUCGAUGGUUUGGUCAACCCCUGAGAGGGGGUUGUGCCCGUGCCUGAGUCCAGGGGACAUUUGGGUGGAAGAGAUAGCCUGUUCCUGGCUUUCCGCUUAUCCAGGUGUUUACCCUUGGCUGACCUAUGCUGGAGCCGUGGGUCAGCGCUACCUGCAUGGCAGGGAGCUAGUUGAACCAGAGUCUAUGCAGCCAGUCACUUUCUGUAAUCAAUAAAGUUGUGGCUUAAAUUCUGCCAAAAACCAAAACCAAAAUUUGAGUCAAGUGUGAAUUUAUUUAGGGGGGAGGUUUCUGGGUCUGAACACACAAAAGGUAAAGGUAAAGGACCCCUGGACGGUUAAGUCCAGUCAAAGGCGACUAUGGGGUUGCAGCGCUCAUCUCGCUUUCAGGCCGAGGGAGUCGGUGUUUGUCCACAGACAGCUUUCUGCGUCAUGUGGCCAGCAUGACUAAACUGCUUCUGGUGCAAUGGAACACCGUGACAGAAACCACAGGGCACGGAAACACCGUUUACCUUCCCACCGGAGUGGUACCUAUUUAUCUACUUGCACUGGUGUGCUUUCAAACUGCUAGGCUGGCAGGAGCCCGAACAGAGCCAUGGGAGCUCACCCUGUCGCGGGGAUUUGGACUGCCAACCUUCUGAUCGGCAAGCCCAAGAGGCUCAGUGGUUUAGAUCACAGCGCCACCCGCAUCCCACUAGACAUGCAUUGUGGCCUGUCAGGUGCCUGACACCCUGCCUGCCCUGUUAUUGUUUUUUGGGAGUCCCAGCAUGUAGCAGAACCAGGAAUUUCACAGAUCCUCAUGAGGAAUGUGUUCACAGAGUAGUUCCAUAUCCUAGAAACGAUACCAUUUUUGGCAUUGCACCAUCAACCUUCGGUGUGAAAGGAAUAAAUAUGUACGCCAUGACUGCUUCUUAUCCACUUGCACGUAUUCUGCAGUUGUACAAGCUUUUUUCUGUGUUUUAUUUUUGGUCAGUUUUGUGUGCCUGCCCAGAUUCUGUGAUACCAGAUGUCCCUGUUUUUGUUUUGCUAGAACUUUUCAUUAGGCUUGCUGCUGAUUUCUGUGGUGUCUGAAAUUCAGCAUUUUACCGGUCUUUUGAUAUUGUGAUCUAUUCUAGUUGUGAACCGGAGCCACAGUCACACUUUUGCAAUGGUCAGUCUUGAUUAGCAUGUGAUGGGGUGAACUCACAGGAGCACUGUGCACUUAUUCCAGAUUGUUUAGUGCCAAGUUCCACAAUGACAUGUUUUUGACAGAACUGACUUGUCCUACUACAGGCUGGCAAACUCAUCUUUCGCAAUGGAAUAAUUGAAAACAUAGUUAGCUUUUUAGGAAUUCAUUGUAAUAUUCUCUGUUUAAAGUUAAGCAGGUCAGAGGAGCCGGACAAGAAAAAAAAAUAUUAGGAAGUUUUGUAAGGAGGACUUUACAAAUUAUUGUUAAAGGGAUUAAAAAUAGUGCGGGGCCUGCAAGACAGAGCUGUUCCACCUGGCCUUUGGUUUGUACUCAGUCUGACCCUUAUGUUUCCCUCCCCUUAUGGUUUUGAUCUAUGGGCUACUUUUAAAAUGAGACUGCAUUUUAACCUGUAUUUUAAAUUGUUUCCCCCCCUCUAUUAUGUUUACUGUAAUUUUACUGGUGUUAGCCACACUGAGCCCGGCUCUGGCUGGGGAGGAUGGGGUAUAAAUAAAAUUUAUUAUUAUUAUUAUUUGAUUUAUAGCAAUAAGUAUAGUAACAAAAUGCAAAAUCAAAAAGGAAUUAAUAAAACCAUUAGAAGGGGUUGAGGAAAGUCUUAGGCUGUGAUAGCCAAAGAUUUGUUACGUUGUUUUUUGAGUUGUUAUGUUGGAAAAUAUGUGCAAGCAAACACACACACACACACAUAUAUAUAUAUGAAACAAUUUUAUUACUAAAGAACUAAAAAUAACAGGUCUUGACUUAUUUUGCUAGACCUGCCUUCUGCUCGGGUCUGACUUACCAAACUAGAUACAGAAUGUGCAAUUCAAGGUACAUCACUUUUAUCUUUACACUCAUGGGUUUUUUUUUAAAAAAACAACAGUCUGGCAUGAUAGUCUUGUCAGUUUUGGAUUUCUACCCCCUCAGCCCCUCUAAGUGUCCCUAUUUUCCAGGGACAGUCCUGGAUUUACAGAAGUUGUCCUGGUUUCUGAUUUGAUCCCGGAAUGCCCUGCUUUUCCUUAGGACGUCCCUAUUUUCAUCAGGGAAAUAUUGGAGGGUAUGGACAUCUCUAUUUUCUUUGGAGGGUAGGGGUUAUGUGAUCCCUGAGCCACGGAUAUAAGUAACUGUACAACCUUUAGAAGACAUCUGAAGGCGGCCCUGUAUUGGGAAGUUUUUUUAAUGUUUAAUGUUUUAGUAUGUUUUUAUAUACCGGUAUGUUGGAAGCUGCCCAGAGUGGCUGGGCAACCCAGCCUGAUGGCCAGGGAAUAAUAGUAAUAAUAAUAAUAAUGGAAUAGGAUGUCCCUGUUUUCAUCAGAGAAAUGUUGGAGGGUAUGCCCUGAGUUGAUUCAAAGACCACCAUGGAUGGUUCUGUGAGCAGUGCUUUUGCCUAGCCUGGAGUUUGCAGUAGGAAGACAUUAUCAGGUAGACUGAACACACACACACACACACACACACACACACACACAGAAGUGGUCUUUCACUUAGUUUUCCUUCCAGGUUCCUGCCCUGCUUUCCUCCUAAACACAGACAGAAAGGGGGGGGAGGGUGGAUCCCUCACUAUGAUGCAGAGGAUGCAUUGUUGCUCAUUGGCUCGUAGCAUUCAAGCAUCUGAUCCAGUCUCCAUAUAUGGAAUGAAGCUUCCAUUGAAAUCAGUGGGACAAGUUUGUCAUGAGUUAAGCCCUGGAAAAGACCCUGAUGUUGGGAAAGAUGGAGGGCACAAGGAGAAGGGGACGACAGAGGGUGAGAUGGUUGGAUAGUGUUCUUGAAGCUACCAGCAUGAGUUUGACCAAACUGCGGGAGGCAGUGGAAGACAGAAGUACCUGGCGUGCUCUGGUCCAUGGGGUCACGAAGAGUCGGACACAACUAAACGACCAAACAACAACAACAAGCCCCAUUGUCUUUGGUGGGACCUCAGUUCAACUGAUGUAGUCAACAACCAACUCCAUGAUAAUAGUCCAGUAAAGUCCAGUGAAGACUCUUUAAAAGCAGUUUUACAGAGAACUACAAAAUAUAAUAUAUAAUAAUUUCUAUAUGAUUUAAAAUUAUCAGAAGGCUAGAAUUGAGGGGGAAAUCAAAUUCGGAACCAGCAGGACCAGACUUUCCUAAAGGAAUGGAAGAAACUUUCGACGUAUUUGGAAAGCAGCUGUAACCAAUUGACAUCGCUUGUAGGGUUAAAAGAAGUAAGGAGUAAUAUAUAAAUUAUUGUGAAGAGAAUUAAGAAUAGGUAUUAAGAUUUGAAUUUAUAGCAAUAAUUGUAGUAGCAAAAUGCGUAAUUAGAAAGGAUUUUAGAAAACCAUCAGUUGGGGUUGAAGGAAGUCUUAGGCUGUGAUAGCCAAAGAUUUUGAAAUGAUGUUUAAAAGGAUGAUAUGCUGGAAAAUAUGUGUAAAAAACAAUAAAAAAUACUUAUUAAAAAAAAGAAAGAAAUUGAGGGGGAAACUCUAAUACAAAGCAUCAUUGAAAAUUUACCCCCAUAUGGGGGAUUGAACCUGCAACCUUGGCAUUAUCAGCACCACACGCUAACCAACUGAGCUAUCCAGGCUUGAUCCUUUCUCAUCUCCUUAGUUCCCAACAGUGAUGGCUUGGUCAUCUCUUCCUGAUUUUUCCUAACUGCCAACAAUUAAGAAGUAUUCCUGUCAGAAGAACAAGUCAGCUAUGCACUUGGCUCUCAAAUUAUCCCUGAAAGUAUAUUUUGCUUUUAUGAACAGCAAUCUCUUCCUUAGCUUGGAUGGAUAAGAAGAAUAUACUUUCCUCAUUUAUGAGAAAACUUGUAUUAUGGCCUCAAGGCUCUUGUUUAAUAAAGAAAGAAAGCUUUUCCAGAUCCACACAAUCUUAUUUUUGAAAGAGAAAAUAACCCUAUCAUUACACUCUGUGACACUGAUCUGCGGUAUAGAGCGAAGAAAACGAACUCUUAAAUGGUGCCAUAUUAAAUAUUUGAAGUCAAAAAAUAAUAUAUAUAUAGCUAUUUCCUGCAAGAGCUGUUAUUAGAGGCUUAUGAAGAAGUGUUCUUUGUAGAAAUAAAGAUGCGUGGUAAUGGACCUGUAAGCCGAUUUGCAUGACACAUUUAAAUUACUACCUCAUUGCUCGAUAUAAUCUAUCUCUGGAGACAUUUCAAAUAAAGUACAUUUUGAGAGAGAAGUAUAUGUUUAAUAUCAGUACUGUCCAAUGUGAAUCAGAUUGUUUUCAGCAUUUGAAGAAUGUAGAAUGAAGGCAGAUUAGUGAUGGUGGGGUGAUGGCAACAACCCCUUGAUGGGAAACAAGAAAUAGGGAUUGCAAGUUGUUCGUUAACCAGAUUUAGCAUGGAAGCUUUAUGGAUUUUACGUUAGCAAUGAAAUGCAGAAAUCUAGAAUGGCCUUUUUUUGGGAACAUGUGGGGAUCUAAAGGUCUUCACAAAAGAUCAAAAUCAGGAUUGCUGCAACUGACCAGAAACAGAACUUUUUUUGGUUUGAUCUGGUCCUAUACUUGUACAGUGGUACCUCGGGUUACAGAUGUUUCAGGUUACAGAUGCUUCAGGUUGCAGACUCCGCUAACCCAGAAAUAUUACCUCAGUUUAAGAACUUUGCUUCAGGAUGAGAACAGAAAUUGCACAGCGGCGGCGCGGGAGGCCCCCAUUAGCUAAAGUGGUGCUUCAAGUUAAGAACAGUUUCAGGUUAAGAAUGGACCUCCAGAACGAAUUAAGUUCUUAACCCGAGGUACCACUGUAAUAGGUAAUAGCAGCAUAAUCUGCAAAAAUCAGCCAAAUGAAGCAUCUCAUGCCAAGAAGGUAAGCAUUAUGACCUGCUGACCAGUGUUAUCUAGACAAAAGCAGAUAAAUGUAUAAAGCAUACCUUAUAGGUCGCUUCAGUUGUCUUCUUCAGAAGCCUACAAAAACCUGGACCUAGAUCUCUUAUAACACUAUAAGUGCAUUAGCUCUAUAGAUUAUUCAUUUAAACACAAAAAAAUGCAAAUAAGGACUUGAAUAAUGUAAAAAAAUAUACAGGUGCCUAUUAUUUAUUUGUCAUGCUUUUAAAACACCCUUCAAUCAAAGUACCUAGGGCGGUAUACAAUUCAUCUUAAGAACACAGCCUAAAACAUCAUAAACUUCAUCUAAAGUACAGAAGGGACAUUGGUGGUGCUGUGGUCUAAACCACAGAGCCUAGGGCUUGCUGAUCAGAAGGUCAGCAGUUCGAAUCCCUGCGACGGGGUGAGCUCCCGUUGUUUGGUCCCAGCUCCUGCCCACCUAGCAGUUUGAAAGCACGUUAAAGUGCAAGUAGAUAAAUAGGUACCACUCUGGCGGGGAGGUAAAUGGUGUUUCCGUGUGCUGCUCUGGUUCGCCAGAAGCGGCUUAGUCAUGCUGGCCACAUGACCCGGAAGCUGUCUGGACAAACGCUGGCUCCCUCGGCCUAUAGAGCGAGAUGAGUACACAACCCCAGAGUCGCCCGCGACUGGACCUAAUGGCCAGGGGUACCUUUACCUUUUAAAGUACAGAAGUAAUUUCAUAUAAGAGAUACGCAAUCAUGUAGAUCUCACAAGUAGAUUGGUUGGUUUUUGCAUACCUACCACUCUCUGCAGGACAAGCAGUUGCAAUUGGGUGAUUUAUAAAUAAAGCAUCUACUUACCCAGAGUUCCAUUUUAAUUGGUGUGGUUCAUCAGUGUGGACUUGGCUGGUGCCAAUACAAGUCCCAUGUCAUCUAAAUCAAGAUGCUAAUGUCAAAGCACCUGGAGGGGUUUGUCUGAGUAGCUUUCCAGUUCAAUAUCACCACCAGGCAAAGCUCUGCAAGGUCUUUAUUGGCAUGUGUUCCCUGAACGACUAAUUGUAUAAAGUGGCAUCUCACGUUAGUGUCUGUGGUGAUGCUGGCUGUGUAUGUGGAAAUCUAAAAAGCCAGUUAAUAUCCUUUUAAUUGCUGGAGUUCAGUGUCUCAUUUCUGCCUUGGAAAUGUGCCAGCAGAGAGAUGGACACUGGGGAAUGAAAGUGACAGCUUUUGCCAAGUUACUUCUAUAGUGUAAUAUUUUAGCCUAUUUCCAUCAGUAGCUCCCAGAUUUUAAAUGGAAAAAUGAGAAACAAAAAUAGUCAGAUUUCUCCAGAUUCUCCAGAUUUUUGGUCAUGGUAAUCACCCGUAUUGGCAUCUCUUUUUAUGUCUACAGCCACCAUUUUGUGCUGGCACCCACAGCACUUAUCAGUACAGUGGUACCUCGGGUUAAGUACUUAAUUCGUUCCGGAGGUCCGUACUUAACCUGAAACUGUUCUUAACCCGAGGUACCACUUUAGCUAAUGGGGCCUCCUGCUGCUGCUGCGCCACCGGAGCACGAUUUCUAUUCUCAUCCUGAAGCAAAGUUCUUAACCUGAAGCACUAUUUCUGGGUUAGCGGAGUCUGUAACCUGAAGCGUAUGUGACCUGAAGCGUAUGUAACCCGAGGUACCACUGUAUGUGGGUAUUGGAACCACUUAAAAAAACCAAACCAAACCAAACCAAACCAACAGCUCCAUUCCUAAAUCAAAGAGGCUCAUUGUGAUUUCACGAUAGACCGAGUUUGGAAUCUUGGGAGUCGGCUUAUUGAAUACAUUCUUGCCUAGGAUUGUGCUGCAAAUCUUUACUUGGUGUGUCAACGAACACACGCCAUCUGCUCAAACAAGCAUCGUGCUCAAAGUAUUUCCACAUGGCAACAUUACAGCCUUAAAAAUACAUUUGCCAUAGGUGCAAUUGGGGAAUCUGGGUCUUAAAUGGUGCUAAUUGAAGGGCCAGUUCCAAUAGGAACACGCAGCAGCAGCAGGAGGGACAUAAUAAGGAAAAGGCACAUGAAAGGUUGCAUUCUGAUAUCAUGUUUUUCAUAGGGAGAAGGAUUAGCAUUUCCUGAUAAUCCUCCAGCUCUUUUUCCUGUGAUAAUGAUACAGGCAGCCCCCCAAUUUAAGCACAUUCAAUAUGCACGCAAAUGCACACCGCAACAAACCCAGAAGUGAUUUUUAAAAUCCCCCAAACAAGCCCAGAAGAAUCCAGAAAGGUCAGAAAAGGCACAGAGAGAGCACCUGGCCUUUGCAAUUGAAAUCCCAAGAGCCCUUGCACCAACCGUUGAGGCCUGCAGAGAGUUAGAGUUUGAGGAAGGAGGUUAUGAGAAUGCGAUGGUCUUGGAGUUUGGUGGAGGUUUUGCUCUGAUUUUUAUUUUUUUAAAAAAAUGCACUUCUUGAUCUCACCCACUCUGCUCGACGGUGAAGAUUAAAAUUUAUUCUGAACGUAUCGAAACAGAAUGCUGGGGAAACCACCGAGUUAUUAGUGAGGCAGCAUUUGUGUUAUUUCAGCUUGGCUGCAGUGUAAAAGUAUUAUGAUAUGAAGGAAUCACUGCAGCAUGAUUGACAGUUCGUUGUUUUUUUUUAAAUGAUAUUUAUUAAAGUUUCAACGAAUACAAAAACAAAAAAAAUGAAAAUACAAGAAAGUACCAAAUACAGAAAAAAGAAUAAGAUUUUUAAAAUAUAACAAAAAAAAAAGAAAAAUAAAGGAAAACAUACAAGAUACAGUUAAAAACACAUUAACGUUCCAUAAUAUACCUUCCCUAGCCUUAUUUCCCCGGACCUCCUCAUACCUCCCUUUUUUGUAUUCCAGUUUGGUUUGUUAGUUCAGCAAAUCCUUACCAUUAAGCUUUUACCCAUUUAUAAACCUUUUUUCAUAUCUCUUAAAGCAUUGCAGCUGGAAACCACUUAGUUUCUAUCUAACAUCCUUCUAAGAUUCAUAGCAUGAUUGACAGUUCGAGCGGGAUAGACAGCUAUAGUAAAAUGUGCUGUGGCUGUAAUCUAAUGUGACUACCAAGGCUAUAACUAAUGCUGGUUGACUAGUAAAAGGCCAUAAUAAAUAUGUUGGUAGCUUGUCCUUAUUAUAGGGGGGAUGCCUGGCAUAGAGUGCCAAGCUUCAUUAGGCUGCUUUACGGCGCCCCAGCGUAUCAUUUUUUUCCUGCGUGUUGUAAUUUUCAGAAUUACAGUAGCAUCUCCUAAGGCUGCCAUAACAGAGGCUGUGCUGUAAAAUGAAAAGCAUUUUGGACAGGCACAGGGCAUGGAUAUUUGCAAUCUGCCAUUCUGCAAAACUGAUAAAUGGGGAGAAUGCUGAUUAAAGAAGAGGUUUCUUUCUUUUUUUAAAAAAAAACAAAAACAAGUUAAUCGCUACCUAGCACUGGUUUCCACAGAGCAGCAGGUUUAAUUCUUGUGCCAAAAAGAUGGGCGUUGCCCGUAAGAUGCCACGAAGCACAGGAUACGCAUAAAGAAGCUAGCAAGAUUUCUAAGUACAGGCAUUUAUGCUUGUUCAAUAUGUGUGUGAAUGCGCACACGUGCAUUGCGCUGAGUCUGGAAAUUACCCAGAAAUGACACAGAGAGGGGUGGAAUGGGGCAGGGGCAGAAUGGGGUGUUUGCAGGGUUUCCCCAGUGGUUUCAAAUAGAUGUGAUUUCACUGACUCGCACGGUCCCUUGGAACAUAACCUCCAGGUUAAAAGCUGUACAUGGUGCAGCUGUUUCUCCCUUGUACUAACAAGACAUGAUGCAUCUUUCUAUCAUCAGGGUUACAUGUGCACAUUAUCAUAGUAACCACAUAGUGCUACACCAAAUUGAUGCUCCCAUUCUCCCCCUCCCACAGUCUGGUCAUAUAGUCGCAGCUACUUCAUUUUCAGAGACAAAAGUUCAGAUUAAGCACGUCUCUUUCUGGAGGGUCUAAUCAUGAAUGUGCCCAUUUUCUGAUCUCUCUCUCUCUCUCACUGGGAUUAGGAUGAAUAAUCAAGCUGUAUAGAAAUGUGAAUUUAAGACCACCAUUCAGAAUUGCCUUUACUUUUCUGCUUAGACUUUGGCCCUCAUACCAAUUAUUAUUUUUGUACGGUUUACAAGCAUGUUCUCAAUCAGCAUGUUUUCAGCAGACCUGCAAGGCACAGUUGUAAAGUCUUGUCAAGACUUUAAAGACUCUCUAAACUACUGCUCUCCCUCUCCUCCAAGAUGUUUUUUCUACCACCAAGGUUCCAGGUGCAUGUUUGCGUGGCGAGUUCCCGCCUCCCCCUCAGAAAUAAAGACACGAGACACAAGAAUUCGAGUUAAUGGGUCAAAUUAGGGCACAAUUUUAUUGAUUACAGGAAUUGAGCGGUAUUGGCUUAGGCAUUGGUCCUAUCAACUAACCGGCGGCUUCAGCCCGCUUGCUUGAAGACCGGUAAGGGUUAACCACCAGUAGGGGGAGUCCCACUGAUGCACAUCAACUGGGAGCUCCCCCGGGGUCACCGCUUGGGGGCGUGCCGUGGGCCCACACCUCCAUAGGCUUAGGACAAGGCCACGCCCCCCGGAAUCCUUUGCCAGACUACCCUUUGUUUUGGGGGAAGGUGAUGGCGCUUCCUCUCCCCGCUUCUUCUGCAUAAUAAUACCCCCACCAAUGCCUAACUGCCCAUACCGGGAGUUGUGACGGUUUGCUACGAGGUAGGCAAAAACCAAAUGGCUGGUGCCAAUCUGCCAAUUGGAAAAAUUCCUACCAGGCCCCUUGACGGCAACCAACCGAAGUCCAUAGCAACGUCAGAGAGCCUAGCCUAAAGGGUGGGAGGAUUCCCCUGGUAUCGCGGGGGCUGAAAGCCAGCUCCCGCGUGUGUGGGGAGGGGCGUGAAGCCCACAACCCCACCUCCUCCCUAGCUCGGAAGUGGCUUUGUCAGAGGGCCCAGCAUACAUGUGGAAUCUCACAGGGCAGGAAGGGUUUAAAAUAAAGCACAUGGAAGCAAAACAUCAAAACCCCUGUGUGCUUCAAGUUUUGUUUAGCAAACCCACAGAUUCCUUUCCAUUCCACCGUUUGACAGAUACGUUUGAAAAGAUCGAUUCCGAAGUCCGUGUUUUGCCAUGUGAUACUUGCACUUAUUGAAUGAUGGCUCAGUGCUGUGGCACAGCUAACACAACCCAGCUAUCACCGAUAAGCCUUUCUUAUCUUUUUUGUAUUAGGAGAGAGAGAGUGUGUGUGUGUACUUCUUAUCGAGGGAACACAGUUCCCCUCUGGAGCCAUAUUCACUGAGUGGUAACCAAUUCAUCCGAUGGGCUGAACUGAACUUAAAAAGAACCAAGCUGGCUUAGACUAAAGGUUCAUCUAGCCUAGCACCCUACUUUCCGCAGAUGCCUACAGAAAACCUCCAAGCCAAGCUUGAAGGCAAUAGACAUUACCUCCUGUUGAUCCUCAGCACCUGGUAUUCAGAGGCAGGCCGCAUGUAAACCUGGUGCCAUAGUGUUGUACGCAUGACCAUCUCCUCCUGCUCCAGUGCUCUCCUACCACUGGUGUUUGAAGUGGAGUACACAUGAUGAUGUUACCCACAAUCCCUAGAUAUAGCUCCCGUAGUUUAUUGAGAAAUACUGAUGUUUGAUACGUUUACCUUCAAAGUAGCUCCCAUCCAAUUUGAAAACGUAAGUCACAGUUAGGCAAAGGUGUGUACGUCUGAGGCAGUGUGCAUGUGCAUGGUGUCAUUGAACUGGAGUUCACUGGGUUUGCAAGCAAGAGGAAAUAAAUGGAACAGUGUGCAUUGGGUAAAAGUAAAAAAAGGGUAAAGGACCCCUGGACAGUUAAAUCCAGUCAAAGGCGGUUAUGGGGUGUGGCGCUCAUCUUGCUUUCAGUCCGAGGGAGCCGGCGUUUGUCCACAGACUGCUUUCCGGGUCAUGUGGCCAGCAUGACUAAAUCGCUUCUGGUGCAACAGGACAUUGUGACGGAAACCAGAGCGCACGGAAACGCCGUUUACCUUCCUGCCACAGUGGUGCCUAUUUAUCUACUCAUGCUGGUGUGCUUUCGAACUGCUAGGUUGGCAGGAGCCGGGAAAGAGCAACAGGAGCUCACCCCGUCGCGGGGAUUCAAACCGCCCACCUUCCCAUCGGCAAGCCCAAGAGGCUCAGUGGUUUAGACCACAGCGCCACCCGCGUCCACAUUGGGUGCAGGGCCAUUCUGCAAGAGAGGGAAUGGUGGGAGUUGUUCAACAGUGGAACAGCCUCCCGCUCGGUAGUGGACUCUCCUCCCUUGGAGGUUUCCAAGCAGAGGUUGGUGGGGCCAUCUGUCAUGGAUGCUUUGGCUGAGAUUCCUGCAUGAAACCUUGGUGUCCCUCCCAACUAUACAGUUCUGUGAAAACUUGCUUACAUUUGUAAUCAAUAAAAGUUGUGUCCCAAGUACUGUUUGUUGGCAUCCUUCGGGGGUCGAGAUGCCAGCUGACUAGCCCCCAGCUGGAUCAUGCCCUUCUAGCCAUGACGAUCCCCCGAUCUCUGGUGCGACGUAAAUCAGCGACUCAGACUUCAAAAGCCUGAAGUAGGGUGCGGAAAGUAGGGUGCUAGGCUAGAUGAACCUUUAGCAGAGCAUACUGUGCAAACAGAACAGGCGUGAGGCUUGUAGAAACAUACUAACAGCUAAAGAUUUAUUAAGCAUAAAUCAGGACAAAGAAAACACGUCGUCUCCCUUUCUUCUCCUCAGAGAGACAGUGUCUAAAGCAAAAGAUACCCACACACGGAAGUUCCCAGCAGACUGUGCUGGUAUAUAAACAGACAUGUGACAUGCAACAGUUCCAUGUCUGCAACUAAAGGUGGAAUGGAAUUUUCCAACACUGUUGUCCUGUGUCUCAAUUGUGUCUUGUUUGUGUGUGUACCUGUCCCCGCUCAUGGCUUCACCACGCCCGGUCCCACAAUGUCUGGAGGGCCACAGGUUCCCCCUGCUCUCUGCGCUGAGAGGCUACGAGCAAGGACCAUGUGAUGCAACUGGGCUUUCUUUUGAGAACACCUGAAAGGCUGAGCUCCACUUUUGAUUUUACGUACGUUGCUGAAAAGAAGAUUUAGCCUCCACAAGCUGUAUUUCGUCCCUGCUGUACACUGACACGUUUUUAAAAAGAAAUACUGUUUCCAUAAUUUGAACAAACAAGUUGCUCUUUAUGGCCCCUUUCUGGGUGAUGCACUGCCCCAUUCACAGUCUAUCAAUAUAACUGGGCCACUAACAUUUUACAAAGGAGACAUAAAGAGGUUAAAAAUGUUAGGAGAGUUCUUAGGUUCUCUGCCAUCUCCCCCGCCCAGGGUUAUUUCCUCUACCCCUCUCUUGAGUUUUUAUCUCAGAAUAAUAGGAUGGUUUGUGCUGAGGUGUGUGUUUGCCUCCAUGCUUUAUAGUUCUUGUUAUUACUGCAGUGUUGACCUCAGCACAUUUUAUUUAGGUUUUUCUGUUUUUCAUUUUUUAGUAA
Messenger RNA from Podarcis lilfordi (Lilford's wall lizard), 80056 nucleotides. Lineage: Eukaryota; Metazoa; Chordata; Lepidosauria; Squamata; Lacertidae. The record is from the annotation of a GenBank genome assembly.